Lymnaea stagnalis (great pond snail) is the source of this 64695-nucleotide messenger RNA. The record is from the annotation of a GenBank genome assembly. NCBI's taxonomy places the organism in Eukaryota, Metazoa, Mollusca, Gastropoda, Lymnaeidae.
AGGAAAAGAAAGGAAGAUAAAAUCAGAAUGACAACAACUGUGCAAGUUGUUGUAGGAUUUUAUAUUACGGCUUCAUUUUACUGUAAUUAUACAUUAUAGUCUUGUUUGUAAGUAUUAUUUUUAUAAUUGUAAUGUACUCUACUCUCUCUUAGCUUCUGUGAAUUGUAAAUAUGUAAGUGUUAGCAUUUCGGCAAUCCUCCGAAGUCCGGUCAUAAUUAUUUCGUAUGAAAAAAAAAUUGCAAUGCACAGUGAGUGUAAUUGUUAGGGAACAGCAGAGAUGUCAGUAUAGCUUUUGCAAAUGACUGUCACUUUACAAACCAGUCAGUCAGUAAAUACUAAAUGUUGUCAUUGGCGCAUAUCAUUUGCAAAUAGCAGCCGAAAACGUUCUGCUGGUGACUGUUACGCCACUGUAAGGCCCCCAAGUAGCUGGCAAACAGAUCGCGACUAGCAAGUCUGCCACUCUGAUAGCGGAGUUUACGUUUCGCUUGCAUCCAAAGUCCUUCAAUAGUUUCUGUGUGAAUGUCCUGGUCUACUGGAUCAACAAAUUCACGCGCAUGCACAAUGACAGCAUGAGCAUAAAUCCUGCUGUAGAGUUGACCAAAAUUUUGAUACCCUCGCCAAGCGUCCGUGACCACAGUUGUCCCUGGUAACACAUGACUAGUGAUAGUGCGCUCGAGCGUUUGUGCAUCUUGACGGCCGAUAACCUCCAUCCAACAUCGUCCACUAAGGCAAACAUGAAUUUCAAAACGGAAUGAUGCCCAAGACUUUUAAGUAAGGAUUAAUCAUUUGAAAUAAUUUGGGACCGGACUUCAGAGGAUUGCCAGCAUUUCAAACCACCAAUAAUACCAGCCUGAAAUUAUAUUAUUUAUAAAGUAAGGGCACCUAAAUCUAAGUAAGUGAAAGGCUAAGGGCACUAAGGCUAGAGAGUAGAGACAUACUAAAUUAUUUAUAUCAGGCCUAUUUAAUAAAUAUUUUGGUUAUUUUAAGUUUGAAUAUCCUACAUUUUUAUUUUAGCAGUUUUCCAUCACUAUACUAUAACUUAUACUUAUAAAAGAUUAGAACAGAGUGAGAUUGUACUGACACUCAGACUGAGUCUGAGGAGGAGUGAAAUUGAAAUUGACUUGAUUGAUUAGUAAUGAAUUGAUAAAGAUAAACAAUCGGAACCUCAGUCUAACUAAGUCUAGCUAGAAUUUACUCUUCAUUCUGUUAUACUUCUACUUUCUACCAAGUAAUAUAGUUACUCUAUUGUCUCCAUCUCUCUCUCUCUCUUACUCUUAGUCUUAUUUACAUUGUAAAAUUUACAAACUUAUGCUCUUAACUUUUGGAUCUGGUCUACUAUUACACUUUCAAUGCAAAUAUAUUCUUAUUCUAGUUAGCCUAUUCUAAUAGAAAUAAAAGUAAGAUAAGAGUAUUGGGAGAGGGAAAAUUUGGAUUAUAGUGUACACUUUGCCCUUGGUAAGCAUUUACUCUGUGUCUGUGCCUUUACAUUUAUCAAGUUAAGGGGAGAAUGUGUUACUGUGUUUAUUAAACUUACAAGUGUGCUCCGUACCAUGUAAUCAAAGGGGUCCAUGGCGAGUAGAGUAAGACUGGUCGACUGGUCUUUGACUAAAUAAAUAAUUACUAAAUUAGUGUAGCCCUAGCCGCAGGCCUAUAAAAAUAGUACGGAAACCUUAAUAAUAAUAAUUAUAAUAAUAAAUAUGCAUAUAAUGUAAACACUCUGAGUGUUUAUAGCACUUUUAGUGUUAUAAGGGCCUAGUGGGCCUAGUAUAAUGUAUACUUAUUAGCUGUUUUUUUAACAUGACAUUUUCAGAUAUAAGGGCCUAUCUAUAUUAUUAGUUGUUGUUUUUUUAAAUAUGACUUAUCAUAAUAUCCAAUUUUGUUACAUAUUUACAUUUUUAGUGAAUGUGCUCAUCACUGAAUUAUGACUUAAGAUCUUAAACUUUGCAUUAAUAGAAGUUCUUAAGCAUGAGUCUUGUUUCCUUUUCUAAAUUACCUUAAUAAGAAUGAAUUAAUGGCCUUAGAAGUGUAUUAUCAAUAGACUCAUUUGAUGAGGGGGGUGAAGAACUGAAAAAUUAGUUUGCCAGAAUUUCACUUUAAUAAAAAAAAGAAGAAAAAAUACUUCAUUUUAAAAAUAGUGUUUAAAAAAAAAUUAAAAAUUUUGCUUUCCGUAUCCGGAAAUUAGAUCAAAAGAAAUUUCGUAGUCGGAAAAUCAAUCGAGGGAAAUUUGAUCAAACGGAAAUUCGUCUAAUCGUUUUUUUUCAGUUGACACGUUAAAAUUUUGCUUCAAUUUCUUUUUGAACGCAUAUUUUGUUUUACUAUAUAGUAUAGUGCGUUCAAAAAGAAUUUUGAUGAAAAUUUAAACUGUAAACUGAAAAAAAAGAUUUGACCAAAUUUCCGUUCUAUCAAAUUUCUGUCGAUCAAUUUUCCGUCCAAAAAAUUUCUUACGAUCAAACUUCCGGUAACCCCAUAAAACAGUUAAUUAUUGUUGAAUCUUGUUCACUGAUUGCUAGAUUAUCCGUGAGAUUCCCUUCCUACAUUAACUGUCUAUUUAUAGAAAAAUUGCUGGCCUAUAAAUUGCAAAAUGCUAGUUGGGUGAUGCAAUGCUUUAAAUAACUUGUUCAUUAUUCUGCUCUAUUAGACUUGUUUCAUUCAUCUAGUUAUGUUUUAGCUGUGUGAAAACUCAAUUAUGUUUUUAAAAUCUUAUAGCAAUUAUCAAAUUUUGAAUGAUAUCACAACUUAUCUAAAUCAGUUCAACAUGAAAGUUCAGGGGGAAAGGACAACUAAUUUGCAGUCAGUCACAAAAUGAAGAAAUCAAUUUUUUGCAACAUAUUGUUACGUACCGUUGUAAUAUUAGAGAAUUUAAUCUCUUAUUUAAUUAAAGGGCUCGUUGACAAACAGGAUGCAACAAAAUAAGAUAUCAUAAACAAAAUACAAUAACUAAGUAACUAUACCGAAACUAGGGCUAAUUAAAAUUGAAUAAUUUUAUUAAGUUAAUAAUGAAUUACAAAAUUAAGAAGAAAAUAAAAUUAAAGCUAUUGACUUACACAGUAUAAUGAUUGGCUUGAACAGGUACAAUGUUGAAGAAGAUAGGAUGUUGUAAAAGGUAUAAUGACGAAAAAGGAAUCUACACACACACAUCAAAAGUUAGUAAACAAAUCUCUGUCUUGUAUAGCAAAACUCUAUCUUAAUCAUGCAGCUAAAAUAUCUCUCUCUGUCCUUUCCUUCCUGUCACUCAAUAUAUAGCCUGUUUUAAAGAAAUUUCUCAACGGGCGUACACAUUGUUUUCCUUUCCUGAUUUAACUAGAUUAUUCUACAAAAUUAAUAAUAAUAAUAAUAAUUAUAAAGUUUAUUUGAAAAUCACGCUUCAUCCCCAAAGGCUCGAAGCGCUGUACAUAGUCUAGUAUAUUAAAAGAGAAAUGAAACAAUCUAUAAUAUACCACAUUGAAAUACAAAAUGCAACAUUGCCAAAAAUAUAUAUGAGAAUACCCAUUCUAAGUCUUUUAUACCUUACAACCAUUAACAACACAGGCCAAUACACAUCCACAAGAUAAAAGCUAGAUAGACAAUAUCAUCCCAGCAGGUGUUUGCGAAAUAGAUAUGUCUUCAAAUCAGUUUUGAAAUACUCCAGUGACUGGCUGUUUCUGAGAGCAACAGGAAGGGUGUUCCAAAUUGUUGGGCCAGCAAAUGAGAAAGUACGCCCCUUGUAAGUCUCAAGGCCAACUCUUGGUAUCGAGAGUUUGCCACUAUCAGAUGAGCGGAGUUGUCUAGUGGGUACAUAAGGCGUCAGCAGCUCUUUGAGAUAGGACGGUGCCAGGUCAUGCAAGCAGUGGUAGCACAGAGUUGCAAUUUUGUACUCUAUGCGAGCGCAGACCAUCAUCCAAUUCAACUCUCUCAGAAGUGUUGUAGCAUGGUCAAAUUUGCGUUUGCGAAGAACAAUGCGAGCCGCAUUAUUCUGUGCUUUUUUAAUUUUAUCUAGGAGCGUAGCUGGAAGACUCACCAUAAGAGCAUUGCAGUAGUCCAUUCAUGAUAGCACAAAUGCAGACAUCAGCUUCUUUGAUGCAUCUAACGUUAAGAAAGGUCUGAUAUGGCUAAUUCUAAUGAUACAGACCAUAGAUUUUAUUUAGUUGUAAACAAGGUCAAGAGAGACUAUAUUUAGUUAGACACGCCCUAAAAGCGGUACCGAACUUGGGGUCAGCUAGAGUUCAUUUACGGGGUAAAUGACGUAAACAAGUCGUCUACAUAACAAUAUCAAAAGCCUUCUUGGAGACAUUCUGAAAAUCUAGCCAGUUUUCUGAAUCAAAAUGAGGAUCUUGUGCAUUGAAGUUAGUAGGCUGUGGAACCUGGUUAAACAAAUAUUUGAGAAAUCUGAAGAAUGAUUUUUAUCAAGUACAAAUUGGUAUCUCAGUUCUUCCUUGAUCCAUUCUAAUUUAGCAUUGAAAAAAAUCAAUAAAGAAAUAAUAACACUUGUGUUUGGACAACUAUGGCUUCAUAAAAUGAUAUGUUAUGGGAUUUAUUGAGUCAAAAUACAGACUCAAGAAUUGUAUGAUGUUCGAUGCAGUCAUAAAAUGUGCCGCAAAUUCUAAAUCCAGACAAACAAAAUUUGCUUGAUAAAAGGAUUAUCAAAUUUGGUAUAGCAUUUUGGAUGACAGAUAUGAAUAGUUGAGUUCCUUUUUUAAAUUCCAUUUAACAGCAUAUUUAAACAUUUAUUUUACUGUUGGCAAAUAUUGCUUCUCAUUGGCCAUUAGCUGCAACUGUGUCUACUUUAGAAAAUAGUUUGCUCACUCAUGAAUAAUUAAAUCUUUGAUAGUUUUGGCUCACAGGAAGUUUGCAAUCUUUUGCAGCUAAGAAUGAAUAAUUUGAAUAGAUAUAUUAUGAAAUAUUUUUGAUCGAAUAGACUGUAACACUACAGUCCUAUACUAAAGAUAUUCAUUUCAAAACUUUAUUUUUACAGUAUCAAACUUAAUGAGAAAGCAGCGUUACCAGUGUUCUUUAAAGUCUAUAAUUUUAUAUCAUCCGUUCACAGGCUCUGUUAUUUUCUUAAAAUUUAUGCUUCUGUCGCUAACUCCUGUACAGUUAAGUUCAUUUUGAAUAUAAAAGGACUGUGCUAAUUAUUAGACAAACAUAGCAGGUCAAUGGUGCAGCUCUAAAAAUUUACGUCCAAUCUGCCUUGAUUUUUUAAAUUAUAAAAUUGCUGUUAAAUCUUUUCAAUGUUUUAUCAAAUAUAUUCAAAAACUAUUUAAAUAAUUUUAAAUAGUCUCUUCCUUAAUGGUCCAUGAAAGAUUUCUCUUAUUCUCACCCUACUGCAGGUGUAAAGCAUGUGGAAACCACUGGUUUAGAUCACACCUAUGGCAACUAAUUUUAAUUAUACAUGACAAAUAGCUCAGUUUGUUCAAAGACAAACUAAAUCAUUUAUAUUAUACACAUUUUUAUAUUUGUUUAUGAUUAAAUCUUAAACUCAUAGACUAUGACAAGCUGAUGUUUAGAAAGUGCUUAAGCAUAAAGUCAAAUGAGCAUCUUCAAUAUGAUUCUGAAGUACUAUCCUAAAUUUCAAAAAAGAUAUACAUGAUAAAAUAUUAUUGUUUCUUAGUACUCGGCUCCCAUUCAAGAAACCCAACACUAAAUCUAGGUUUCACUUACAUAAAUAUUGUUUAGCAUCAUGUGACUGGUUUGUAACUAAAUGCAAACUUUAGGAUUAGAGACCGACCGAAAGAGAAUUCUGAUUUCGCCCAAAACCAAGCCGAAAGUUAAAAAUGACUUUUUUUCAACUUAAUUCACAUUUGCCUUUGACAAUAUUGAUAAUAUGAUAAUGAUAAAUCAAAAUGAAUAUCACAAAUGAAUUGAAUACUUUUGAAAUUUUACUUUUGAAAAAAUUAAAAACAAAAAUAAUAAUAUAAAUAUUACCAUUUCCGUAGAUUUUCUUCCACAAAACUAGUUACGUUAGCCUAGACUUAUUUGAAAUAAAUUUUUGGAAAUAAAUGACAGUAAGUCAUCAAUCAGUUGUGAGCAGUUUUUGUGACAGCAAGACGUCGAGCAAUAAUGAAUAUCGGAUUGCCGGCCUAGAGACAGACAGACAGUCUGACUUCUGGUAGUUAACCGAAAACCUCAAUCACUUUCGGCCAAAACAGAAAUUUAACUUUUAUGUUUCGGCCAAAACAAAAAUUAAACUGAAAGUUAACUUUUCUGUUUUGGCCAAAACUGAAAUUAAACAGUAAGUUAACUUUUCUGUUUUGACCAAAACAAGGCCGAAAGUGACCAAAGGGCUACUUUUGGCGCCAUUAUCUGGUUACUGACCUCUCUCUCUAAUAAAUCUGGUUGAUAAAACAUGGCCUAAAAAAGGGGCUAGCUUAGGUUUAAACACUCAAUCUGUUUUUGACUUGUGUUACAACAAAAUAAAACUCUCAUUUAAAAGUUAAUGUAAAUAGAUUAUUAAAGUUUAUUAUGACAGGCAAAAUUAUUAGAUCUGUUAAAUUUUCUAAUGUUUUUUUCAUUUCAUCUAUAGUCUUUGAGACAGGCUGAGAUGGCCAAGCUGCCACUCCUGGCUCUAGCUGCUUUAGCUUUUAAUGUGUGUACCUAUGCAGCCACUGUGCCCCCAAACAGCACUACAGAAUACAUCUUGAUGAAAGGAGCAAAGCCCAAAACGGUAAUUUGACACUUAAACUUUGUCCUUAUUUUGGAAAAGGGAAUUCUGUAGUGAGUUUGAGUUGGUGGGAGUAAAUAGGUUUCACUCUUUCUUUGUGCUGAGCAACUAAUGCUGUCACUCCAAUGAAACACCAUUAGUCUGUUGGCUGGCAAUAAUUAUGCAUAAUUCUAACAUACUUUUGCUCUUUAAAAAUACAAUAAAAAACUACUUAGAAAAAUGUUGAUUUCCUUUCUCUAAAACAACUUCAUGUACAGUCACUAAAAUUGUCAUUAAAAAAAGAAUUUUAGAUCCUAAUGCUGAAAUAAUUGCUAUAAAAUAGGUUUACAAAGCAAACAUUUGUCUGACAAAAUAAAUUUUUGAAAGAAAGUGAAUAUUUACUUCCUGUCUUUUGUUUUUGAAACCGUUUUUAAAAGACAACAUAAAACAAAAGACCACCUGUUGGUUAAACCUUUACAUAGCUAUUGAUUUUUUCCCAAUACAAUUGACCACUGUGUCUACAUCAGUCCCCUACCACUGACCACUGUGUCUACAUGUAGCUUUAUCUCACAGUGCUCUUUUGUUUUGGUUUCACUUGGACAUUGUUGUAGAGCCGGCUUGACAAAUGUUAAACUUAUUAGAAAAUAAAGAUUUUUUUUGUCUCUGAACGCUCCCAUACUUAAGCUUACAUCUCAGCUCAUUAAUUUUGAAUAAGUCAAAAAGGUUUGAAGUUAUCUUUAUAGGUGAUCAGGAUUUGUAGAUAAACACUAUUUUAAAAUGUUUCUAAAUCUUGAAUGAUGAAAGAAGCAACAAAAAUAAACUAAAGUAGUAACAAAUAUAAACUAGAGAAGAAACAAACAAUAAAAUACUGAAGUAACAAAAAAAUAAGCUAUAGUCAUAAAAUAAUAUUUAGUUGUAUUCUUCAGUCUGCUGCCGCUUAAUUUGCUCUGUGGCAACUAGCUUAGGUGACCCCAGGUUCUUGUGGCAACCUAAUUAGGUGACACAAUUUUCUGGUGUAAAGCGGCUUAGGGGACACAAUGCUCUUAUGGCAACCUGAUUAGAUGAACCAAUGCUCUGGCAUCAAUCCGAUCAGGUGACCCAAUGCUCUGGUGGCAACCUGCUUAGUUGACUCAAUGCUAUGUGUCUACCUCACAUGGGAAGACUUGACCUGGUAGACCAUGCAGAAGAUUCCUUUCAUAAUCCAUUGGUGGAAAAACAAGAGCUGCUAACAUGACGUGGAACACAUAAAGAGCACAGUGAGACACAAAAAAAAACUGCUGUUCAUCCAGUGCAUAUUGGCCUAUUUCCAGUCACCUAAACUAAGUCUUUCCACUGGAUCAAAAAAGAGAAGGACAGGAGAGUGAGGCUGACCAAAUGUCCAACUCUUCCUUAAUAGAAAUAAAGUGCAGGUCAUGGCUUUUACCAGGGUGUUUACUUGCAGUUAAAUAUCACCUUAGUCAUCUUCUUAUGCGAAGGACGAAUGACAAAGGUUUAGCUAGGGGUCUUGUCCUUCAUCAAGGACAGCAGGUGGAAAGUUUUGUUGGACCCAGUGAUCCAACACUUUUACAUAAGUUAAAGGUUUUUCUCUCUAUUUAGCAUGUUUAACACCAAUCACUUUCCAGUCUCAUGAAAUAAAAGGAAGCACGUCAGAUAAUCUCUCCCUCUCCUCCACCCCAACCAAGAUGUUGAAGUGAUUUUAUUUUGCUAUAAUUUUAAAAAAAAUUUUUUAUUUCUCAGAGAUUGGUGAAAAUUGUCCUAUUUAUGUUUUCUAGCUUAGAAAUAUUUGUUUGCUCUGCUUAUUUAUUUCACACAGCUUGAAUGCAGUCCAUCAUACACUAAAUAGUUCUGUCACAUCCCAAUACUUAAAUUGGGAUCUUUGCUUUCAAAGAAAUUCAAAAGUACUGUAUUUGUACGUUUUUCUUUCAACAGACACCUAAAAAUGGGGUGCAUCUUAUUUUCCAAAAAUAUAGGAAUCUUUGUUCUUAAAAAUGUUUCCCAUGUGCCGGCAAAUAGGUUUUUUUUUUUUUUUAAAUUAUUAUUAGAUAGAUGAAGUGGAAUAUUUUUUUAUAAUUUUAAAAUUAUUUCUUUAGUGGAUUAUUAAAGACAAUCAAAUUGUUUGUUAGAAUCAGAUUAUGUUGGUUAAACCUAACAAUUCCUAAUAUCCACACAAUGGGGCGUGAAAUGAAUAUCUUAUGUUUAUUACUCAACACAAAGUAAUAUUUACAAGGAAUUCAUUUCCUGAAGAAAAAAAAAGCACUUAUAGACAAACAAUGUAUGAAUUAUUUUAUUAUUGACAAUUUUUUUUCUUUUUUAAACAUGCCCUGUUUGGGAAUGGAUUUGUGCAACAAUUGUAUAAUGUCACUUUCAGGGACACAAUUUCAUUAUCACAUGCUGUCAUUUUUAAUAAUGACAAUAAAUGAUGUUUAAAUCUUUUUUUUUAAAUAAUAAAUCCCACUAUUAAGUAUCUACUAGCAAGAAAAGACUAACACAGUUCUUUUCAAAAUUUUCAUGUGUCAAAAUUGCAUUCUUGAACCUAAUUUAGGCUUAUCUUUGUUUCAGCCUGAUGCUUAUCUCUGUACAGCAUAUCAUGUGGAGGAAAUUAAAAAUUAUAUUUGUAAGUUUUUAAUUGAUUAAGAAACCAAUGAUUUUAGACACGCUUUGUGUUAAUGUUUUUCCCACUCCAAAUUCCUUUCAUUUGUCCCCAGGCUACUAAAAAGAGCACAUUAAGAAUUAGGUCAAACUGUAUCUUAACAAGUUAGUUUUUUCCCAAAACUGGCCUAUCCUUUCAUUUGCUCGUGAUGUUGCUAAAUAUAGCUUUUCUGUCUGGUCUAUGUUGAGCCCCACAUUUUUUCUAAAAUAAUUUCUGUAAAAUAAUAACCUUACUAGUAGAAAAGUGGAUACACAUAAAAGUUUAUAUGAUUUUAUGGUGUAUACAGUUUCUCUAAAUUAGCUGGGUCAAAUCAGCAUUUGAGGACAAUGUUAAAACAAAGAUCCUUCAAUUUAAAAUUUGCCAUUGGCUGUUUUCUUUACAUGAAAAUUUAAGAAAACAAAGUUAAAUAAAAACUUUAUAGACGCAAAGCAAUGGGUUAUUUGUUAAUUAUUUUGUUCUUUUGGGAACCAAUGACAUAAUUAAGGAGUAAAAAUAAAAUUUGGUAAAUAUGUCACAUGUUUAUUUCCAGGUGCACAUGAAGAGCAGUGUGUCUUUUACUUUGAUUUUAUUAAAAUCUAUGAUAAAAAUAAAAACCAAAUAAAUAUUUUUCUUGAAGUAUUUUAUCUCUAUAAUCAGCGGUCCUAAGACAAAACCUUAGAUCCAAUUUUUUUAUUUUACCAUCUCAAGUUCCAAUGGUUAUUUUUGGUAGUCAUAUUGAUUUUGAACUUGCAGAUAAAUUUGAGGCUGUAGCCAAUGCAUCAACAGCUCAUCAUAUGCUUCUCUAUGGCUGUGAUGGCGAGCCGUAUUCUAGUGACCCAAUUUGGUGAGUUUUCAUCACAAUAGUUACCCCUCAACAAAUGACACUAAUCAGAAAUCCUGAACUGACAAGUUUAUUUUAAUUUUAUCUUUUGUUUAAACCUUUUAAUGAGCCUGUGACAUUACAAACUCAGUGUUCAUUUUUUGGCUACAACAGGAAUUCAUUACAAAUAUCCGCAACUCACAAAACAUCAAUGACAUCCUGCAAAAUUAGAAUCAGUGAGCCACACAUGAGUGUAUGUGUUUCCACAUUGGAUAUCAAUUUCAAUGAUGAAAGAGCUGCUUGGAUACAUAGAAAAGAUUUAAGCAAAAUUUGAACUACCAUCCCUCUUUUUUUUUUUUAUAAAUUGCUUAUUAAAAUGUACUAAAACUAUUUUUACUUUUGUGUCUAUGUCGCUUGAUUUAAAUAAAUUGAAUUUGAUCAGUUAUCUGAAAAGCUAUCUCUAAUUCUCUUCUUCUGUUUUUUUUAAAUUCAGGAAUUGUCCAGCUAUGUGUAAAAGCUCACAAGCAACUAUCUUAUUUGCAUGGGCUAAAAAUGCCCCACCCACAGUUCUCCCAGAAGGUAAAUAUUAUCUUCUGUCCCAUCAUCGAUAGCCAUUGGGUUUUUUUACAAUGAGUUUAAAUUAAUUGUGAAUUAAGUUAAAAUAGAUUUCUUUUCUUAGUAUUUUUGUGGUUAUUUGACUGAUGCUUUGAAGGAGUUUAAAUAUCCACCUAUAUUUUUCAUCAGGUGUGGGUCUGAGGAUAGGGACCACCAUUAAAACUCUUGUGCUUCAGGUACAUUAUGCACGAAGCUUUCAAGGUAAAAAUAUUUUGUGUCUUAAUUUCUUCAACAAUAUUGCAGUCAGUUGAAAUAGAUUUAGAAUAGAAUAAGAUUGUUUUAUGCCACCAAUUCAGUAUGAAUAUUAGAUUUUACAUUGUCACUUAAACAAGUUUAGCCAAGGUAUAUUUGUACACAAUGUCUGGGGCUUUUUAUUGUUGUUGCUAACAAUAAUCAAAGCGUUUAAUCCUUGUUCGACUCUGUUGUGAAAUCAAUUUCUCUAUACUUGUAAGUAAUGAAUUUCCAAGCUCAUCUUUUAUUAUGUACCCUUUAGUUAUAUCCAUGUUAUUCUUCAAGUGGGAAAUGUCAUUUGUCUGAAAUUCUUUAAAUUUUCACAUGCUAGUAUGCUCCCAAUAGCUAUGUAAUCUCUUAUAAAUUUGUAUUUCUGCUUAUUACUCUUAUUUGUUGUUCACUUAUAAAAAUGUUUGCUGGAUAAUUAAAUUUCCAGAAAUCUCUGAAUAACAGCAAUUGAUAAAUUAAACAUUUUAAAACAGAUUGGUUAUUUUAUGGUUCAGAAAUGGAAAGAUAUAAUAGACUGGAGAAAAUUGCACGUCUUUUCUAUGAAAUGUUGUUUUAACCUCAGGUAUGCGGACAGAAAUGUGAAGAAAUAUGUAGAGAUUAUUGAACAUUCAAAUUGUUACUUUUAUUUUAAUUCUUUACUUUAACAGAAGAGGAGCCAGCAGAUCAUUCAGGAAUAAAAAUUUAUAUCACAAAGCAAAAGUGAGAACAUUGCUAAUAUUCUUUUACUUUUGAAAGUAAUGUUAUGUAUUACAAUCGUGAAAAUAUUCUAUAGAUAAAGCGCUUACACAAUAACAACCACAUCACACUAUAUAAUUGUCAUUUUUUCUAAAUAGGAGAGGUUUAAAUUCAUACACUGAUUUUUUAGAUAUAUAUUAUGAGGUUUUUUAAAUUAUCGAUGAAAUUUUGGAGGAAUUUGGAAUUUUAAAUUUUUAAAUUUAAAAAAAAAUAUAUAUUGCUUGAGCUUGUUUAGUUAGUAGAAAUUCCAACACAGUACAUAGUUUGCAGCAAAAUGUUAAACUUUUCAUAAGUAAAAUAUAUAUCUAAAAGAAAAUACAAUCAUGAAUAUUCUUGUAAAAGGUCAUUUUUAAUAAUAUAAUGUUCUCUGCUCCUUUGACCAGACCACAAUAUGUAGCAGGAAUAUACAUUUUGAUGGCAGGGUAUUUUUCUAUUCCAAGUGGUAAAAAAUGUGAGUGGUAGUUGUCCAUGAAAUAUUUGUUUAAAAUAAUUUACGUAUAGGCUAUGUGUAUUCUGCUAAGUAAUGAAAACCAACGCUUAUAUAAUCAUUUAAUUUUAAGUUUUGUGCAUACAUUUUGUCUAUCUAAAUGAAUAACAAAAAAAUAUAUAAAAAACACAUAGUAUUUAAAUAUUUGUUUCUUUGCUUUACAAACAGGGAACAUAUGUUUUAACCCUUAUAUUGUUUAUGUUUGUUAUUUAGGUAACUUAAAUCUUUCAUAUCUCUCUUGUGUUUAGCCUAUCCUGUUGAUGUAAGCUGUUCAUUUAAUGAGGAGAAAAGUAUUUUUCCUUUUGCAUACAGAACACAUGCACAUGGACUAGGUAUGUGGCACAAAAAAAACCAUAGAGACAUAUUUUUCUAAAUUGGAGUCAAAUUCAUAGAUACAUAAGUUUUCCAUUUAAAUUGACAACUAUCAACUUAUAUUUAUUCAAAUUAAUGAUAAACUCACAUAUAAGCGUGUAGAUCUAACUUAUUUCUUGAAAUCAAUCAAUAUAAUUUCUAACACUUAACAAUUUUUUCAAAACAUUGGUAGAGCUUUGAAGUUUAGUAAGUAUAACAAUACAUAUUGUAUGAAAGGGAAAUUUUUAAAAAUAAAAUUAAUAAAAUCUAGCAAAAAAUCAAGCAGUUAUUUAACUCUUUCAGGUCGAGUGAUCACUGGCUAUCAGUUCAAUGGAUCUCAUCACGAAAUAGGAAAAGGCAAUCCACAAUGGCCGCAGGUAGAAUUUAUUUGUAGUAAAUUUUCUUUGCAAAAAAAAAAAAAGUUUCCCAAACAGAUGAUGUAAACAAAAAUAAAUGAGACUUCACUUAUCAGCACUCGUAUCAAAGGAAAUCUAGUUACCAAUGGAUGCACCUGUUUCAACAGUUCUUCUUAAAAUCCUCCCCAUCAGUCCUUUUCAUGAGUUAAAAUAUAACACACAUAGUAGAGGAAAACCUGAAAGAACACAAAACAAAACAACAGACGUUUCUGUUAAGAAGCAGUUGACAUCAAAAUAAGAAAGAUUACUAUAGAUUAUUGUUUUCAGUUUAAUUAUGUUCUGUGAUCUUUUGCUUAAUAUUCAUGUUUGAAAAAUCUUUCCAGGCUUUUUAUUCCACACAAAAUAAGAUAGAGGUGAAAAAAGGUGACAAACUGGUGAGUUGUAACUAAAUAAUCACAUUGCUGAUGUAUUCCAUAUAUAUAUAUGAUUCCUCAAGCAGACCUGUUUACUCUUACGAUUUUGGUAUACAAUGUACGAUUAUGAAAUGUCUUUUAAGACUGUACGCCAAAACUCGUCAGAACUACAGUGUUGAGAGACCGGGUUGAAAAUAUAUACAUUCUGUUAGUUUUUUUCCGAUAAAAAAAAUAUGAAUUAAAAAAUAUAUUUUCGGUUAUUGUUUUCAUUUGCAUUCUACAUCCAGCAGUGAAUGGAUCGAGAAAUACGAUUGGUUGGGGACCUUCAUUCAUUAUAUUACGUUUGCCCUGAGAGGCAAUGGGAGUGGUGUUGAUUUAGGGGAUUUUGCGUAUGGGGGAUGGGGGUCUAAAUAUUUAAAUCCAUAAAAUCAACACCGCCACAUUUUCAUAAUGAUGGGGAGGGGGUUGCGUUAUUAAAUAAAUUCAUCCAGAAACUCUGAAAGUCCAAAAAUAGCAUAUUUAUAUCUCGAAUGCUGAAAAAUACCACCCGAUGUUUAGUAGGAAUUAUCGUCGUGUUUUAACAAAUGAACACGCUAGCUAUUCUCAGAUAGUAGAGAUAUUACAAAAUAUUUAGUCCACCAUAUGUUCAACAUGCGUGGCAAGUCUAUUUUGUUGGGCUACGCCAGUGGUUCUAAAAUUUUCGUGUCCCGGCGCCUGUGUCAAAUUUAUGUUUUCACCAGGCUGUGAAAUUCUAACAAGUACACUUCGAAAUAGCGAAUACAUAAAUAAAAUGAAAGGUUGUGUCAAAAUAAAAAAACACGUAUGUGGUCACAAAGCACCAUCUAGUAACUGCAUACAGUAGUUACUCAUGUGUAAUACUGUUUGCACCAUGACCUAAAUAAAGAUGUCACAUUGGAUUAAAAUUUUAUAAUAUUUUGCAACACCCCAUAUAGGAAAAUGUGCACCCCCCCCCCAACGCUUGGGAGGACUAGCAAAAGGACAAUUUAUUGUCUUUGUGAAGUAAAUGGGAUUUGUGGUUUAAUUCACUAUGAAGGUCUUUUUUAAAGACGAUUUUGACGCCCUCUAAUUUUUGCGCCUCUUGUUCCUUACCCCAUUCUCAUGGCUCUGCCCGAGGACGAGCAGCCGGGGCGGUGCGGCGUAUAUUCUGAAAACCCGUGACACAUUUUGUUGACCGUACUGUAACAUCAUAAAUAUAGAAAGAUUAUUGGAUCUUGUUGGUUGUUUUUGUUAUGUUUGGAGGGGUUGAAAGCUCACUUAACAUAAGUUAAGAUUUAGUCAUUUUUUUAAAUUUCCUACAACCUGUUAUCCCAGCCAACACAUUCCAGUCUAGAAUUACUUCUUUAUAAGAACUGGGCAUUAGGAAUAGAAACAGUUUAUAGAAUCAUUACAAAUGCCUAAUUUCUAUAAACUAUUACCAAUUUAACACAACAUUUUGGCAUUAACCAGUUGAUUAACAUAGUAAAUCACUUCAUCCUUGUCCUCACAUGAUCCAUUCCAGGCUGCUCGAUGCACUUAUGACUCCACUUCUAUGACACAUCCAGUCAGUGUAGGGUGAGUCCAGAUAGUAUUGCUAGGUUAUGCUCACUUUUUCAACUUAAUGGUAAUUAAAUUGUGCAACCAACAUUUGUGAGUCCAUUGUUAUCAUUCCUCUUAUUAAUUUGUACCUUUUUGUGUAUUAUCAGGUCCACAGGCAGUGAUGAGAUGUGCAACUUUUAUAUCAUGUUCUACACAGACAGCUCAGUGGUCAAUCCUUAUGGGCAGUGUGUAGGGGAUUUUGAGCCUUUAGUGACUGGUCAGAACUUCCCAAAAGAUGUCAGUGACCCUCUACCCCCCAAUCCUGACCUGGAAGAGGAGGCAAAGGGACAUCAACAUCAUGGGGUGAUGACUGCGUCAAGCCAUAACCCCUCUGAGGAUGUAGAAAGUAAGCAGUAAAUCCAUUGGAACAAAUACAAAUUUCUUGACCAUAAAAUGAGAUUAUUGUAUCAAAAAAUUUCAUCCAAAAUAGUUGUCAUGUCCUAGUGUUAUUAAAGUGAUGAGAUCAUUAUGUCUCUCCUUAUGUUUCAACCUGGAACAUUUUACAUGUACGAGAUGCAAUUUGAUACAUAUACAAUAUGCAUUGUGAUACAUGUGUGAGAGACAAUGUGAUACAUGUACAAGAUGCAAUGUGAUGUAAAACAAAAUAUAAAAAAUAAGUGCUGGUGGCGUUACUUAAAUGAAUUAGUCCGUCGCAUUGUUUAAUAAUAAUAAAAAGUGUCCGACAAGAAAUAAAUUUGUCGGUACUGAAGUAGUGAGGCGACUGGCAGAUAAAAAAAAAAUGUCUGAUGAUUCGUGUUGCUCUUUUAAAAAAAAAACUUUAAUCCUCAAAAACUAAAGGACACUUUACUGUACAAAAAAAUACUUCUUUGAAUUUCAACUGGAUGAGCUUUUUCUGUGAGGAGAAUUCAGUUUGUCCUUUUGUUUGAUGUAGACAACAUUUAAGAACUUGUUUCUGGUAGUUCCAGCUUGUACAACAUUUGCAAACUGCUCACCCGGUGAAGGGUGGAACAUGAAGUUGUUUUUUUAAAGCCAUAUUAUAAAACUGUAACUGUUAUUCUCUUAUGUCUGUUUCAGGAAACCCUAUUGCAGAUUCACAAACAGAAGAUAUCUUGAUGAGGGGUGCCAAACCUGAAAAGGUAAUCUUUAAUCAUAUUACAUUCCUAAUGUAUAUUUAUUCAGUGUAUACUGAAUAGGCUGGUGUGUGGUAUAGAAUGCUGGUGUUGGUCCUCGAGCCUUACGUUGCUGGUCCGCACAACAUGAAUAUUUAUGGUCAAGUAAAAAGAAAAUAUAAUGAAUAGCUCUGGCACCAGUCCCUGGUGCCAUUGCGCAACUUGUCCAUCUGUCCGCCCAACUUUCAAGUUUUAAAACAUUAGAUUUUUUGUUGUAUAAAUUCACGUUAUAUUAAAAAUUGUGCCCUACAAAGUAUGAAAAUAAGGGGGAUGAUUUCUUUUUUAUUCAAUGAUUAAGAUGCAUGUCUUUUUGAACAAAAUGAAGUAUAGUUGGUUAAAUUUUUUAUUACUGAAUAUUGUUUAAUGAUGCUUUUCCAUAUUUACAAAUAAUAAGUCACACAUUAUUGGGUAAUUGAGCAGCUCUUUUUUGUAACAUGUACAAAAUUAUGUGUUUCAGUCUGAUGCAUACUUGUGUACAGCCUAUCCUCUUACAGAUCAGGAAUAUUAUAUAUGUGAGUUUUCCAUGUCAUGCUCUCAAUAAGAACGCUUUGUUAGCAUGAUAUGACACAUUUCAACACAACCCAUUAAACAUAGUUUUCCUGAAAGUUACUUUUCCAUAGUUUCUUACGUGGUUUGCUGCUUUCUUUCGCAACAGUUGAUUUUGUCACAGAACUUUUAACAUUCCAAAAAAUAUAUUUUAUAGACACCGUCUGAAGACGGUUACCGGAAAUUGUUAGAAAUUUAUUCCAUGGAAAAUUGAUCGACGGAAGUUUGGUUGAACAGAAGUUUGGUUGAAUAUUUUUUCAGUUACACAAUCUUUUUCUUUUUGAACGCACUAAAAUAUAUGGUAAAACAAAAUAAUGCGUUCAAAAAGAAAUUUGACGAAAAAUUUGAUCGUCUGAACUGAAAAUAAAAUUCUAUCAAAUUUCCGUUCGACCAAACUUCCCAAUAUCAAUUUUCUGUCCCCAAAAUUUCUUUCAAACAAAUUACUUUAUACGGUCUGAAGGCACUAGCUGAAAGAGACUAACAUUUUUCCGGGGGAUUUUCCAUCUAUUAUUGAAUGCUUUUAGAUAGCACAAAAAAGUGGGGGGGGGGGGGGGGGGGAUUUUGGGUUUAAUUUUGAUUGUUGAUACCCAAUGUAUGUUAUUUAAAUUGGUUUUGGUGGGUUUUUUAAAUGUGAGUUCUUUAACUUGUAACUGACAUUAUCAAUCACUUAAACAUUUUAAAGUUUUUAUUCAUAUUAAAUCAUAAUAAGGCGGGAGACUCGGAUCAGGUUAAGUUAAAGGAACUGUGCAAAACAAGGUAGGGGAAAACUUGAAAAAAGGGUGCAGCAAAAACAACUAAAAUGCCGGCAAGAAGCUUUCAUCAGCGAAAAGUACAAACAAAUAGCAACAGAUAUUAAAAUGAAAAAAAGAACUUAGCUUAAAUAUAGUAUCCCAGAGAACAUCAAGAGGAAGGUAAAUCUUUUCUCUGCCCCCUACUUUUUACAACCAAUCACUGUGUAUGCCCUUUCCUUUCGUACCCCCUCUUUGCCGAUAUUAAUUCCCUUACCACCUUCCUCUUGCUCUUAUCUUUUUUCCCUACCUUGUACUGCAUAUCUUCAUUUUAAAUAAAGCAUUUAUUGAACUCAUGAGAUUAUUUAUGGGGCCUUACAUUAAAAGUUGUUUUACAGCCUACAUCAUGUUAACAAAGUUAAAGGACAUCGGUUUAACAUACACUGUUUUUAUACUAAUAAGAGAGAUGCAAUUUAAAAUGGUUAACGCAGUAAUAAUUUUUAUGUUUUUAGACAAAUUUGAAGCGCUGGCCAAUGCCUCAACAGCACACCAUAUGUUGCUCUAUGGCUGUGAUGGUGAGCCAGCUUCUAAAGAUCAAAUUUGGUGAGUUCUACCGUUUAUACUUGUGUAUAGGUCGCACCAGUGAAUAUCUCGCACCCUUAGUUUGGUGUUGUCAAAGGGGUUAUUUAGAGUGGAUCUGUAGAUAAGAUGCACAUAAAUAAACGAUUCUUAACAGAUGUCUCAUAAAUGUUUCCACAACUUGAAAACCAAAAAGCAGUGGACAUGAUCUUUAAUAAAAAAUAAAAAGGAUUUCCCUCUGGUCGAACAUAGCGUUAAGGGAGAUCAAGGGAGAAAGCAGUUCUCCAACUUUUUUAAUAUAUGACUACUUCACUCUGAAUAACAAUAAGCGAAAUUGAUAUUGAGUGGAUAGGUCGCUACCCUGAUUUUAUCAAAUUUUUAUAAAAAAGUAGGACCUUUACAAAAGUAAUUGAACCUUAAACCAACCAAAGCAACCAAUUAUCUCAUGUGUGUACCUAUUCAUAUAGUGUGUAACACUUGUUAGCUCCUGUAACACUUAUGGCUUCUCUAAAAGUUUCUAUAACUGAACUAUUUACAAGGCAAGGCACUUCUGUUCUGAUAAAUAAAAUAAUUUAAUGUGUCUUAAACAUAUAUUUUUUUUCCCCACAGGAACUGUCCAGCCAUGUGUGAUGGAAAACAAGCCACAAUUUUAUUUGCCUGGGCCAAAAAUGCUCCCCCAACAAUACUUCCAAAAGGUUAUAGCUGUUUUACUUGAAAGUUAAAAGUAAUUAUUUGUAAACAUUGAAACAUGCAUGAAAGCAGUAACUCAGCUUUCACACAGUAUCAUUGAGGAAAUAGAUAUUCUCUUUAAUUGCUUGCCAUAAGCAAAAAUAAAAUGCAGUUGUUAUGUCUUAUUUGAAGAGGGGAAAAAGUGUGUGUGUGUGGGGGGGGGGGAUGUAAAUUCUGGAGGAGACAAGAUACAUGUGAUAUUUUAAAAGUUACUAUUUGUUUGAUGCAUGACAUAUUUCAUGAGUUGCUGGUUUAGGACACAUUUGAUGGAACCACCUUGAAUUUUUUUGUAUAGGAAAAACUAUUUCAUGUAUGAAUUAAUACAAUUUUUUUGUAUGUCACUUUUACAGGUGUGGGUCUGAGGAUAGGUAGUUCCACUUCUAUUAAAACACUAGUUCUCCAAGUGCAUUAUGCCAGAAGCUUUGAAGGUAAGAAUGUUUAUCUGCGAAUUCCAUGGUCAUUUGAUUUCUUUUGGUUUGAUGUAAAAAAUAAUUGCCCACACUUUGACAUGGUUAGGCUUAAUGUAAUUUUCAGGAAAUAUUUUUCUUUGAUGAGCAAUAGAUAAGAAGAAAUUACUCAAAAACAGCACAAAAGAGCGUGUUACUUUAAUUUUUUUAUGAACUUAAUUUAUUUCAAAAAGACGUAAUUCAUUUUUUUUAAUUGCAAAACCCAACAAAUGACAUUUAGAUGCAGAUAAGUGCAAAAACUCAUCUUAAGAUAUUGGAUAUAAAAUUUAGUUCUUCAUUUUUAAAAUAUUACCUGAACAGAUUCAGAAGCUCCAGAUCAUUCAGGUAUCAGGAUCCAUACAACUCAUAAAAAGUAAGUAGCUUGCAAAUGCUUGUUGAGAUUCACAUACAAAUCAGAUCUAUUAAAAAAAAUGUAUUUUUAAUGCAUUGUUUAUUUUUAAUAUUUCAAAAUGGAAUGCAUAGUAAUUAUUUCUUAUCUUUCCCAGGCAAAAAUUUGUUGCUGGCAUCUUUCUUCUAAUGUCAACCAGCUUUUCCAUACCUGAGGGGAAUUCUUGUAAGUUUGGUUAAUUCAGCAUUGAUUAUUGAAUGGAAUCCAUGAGAUCUGUUUCAAUCGUCAAUCUAGUGCUAUUUAAAUGUUGAAACUGUUAACCCACAAACUGUGGCAUGCAUCAUUCUGUGGUGUGGAGCUUUUCAGAGCGUUUUGAGUGUCAUUUGAAAUUGCAUUAAAUGACAUAGAAAUAUUGAUACAAGACCCCUAUAAGUAUAUAUUUUUAGAAAGGUAAAUGGAUGGGGAUAAAGUUGACCAUAUUGCCCCGCUGUAAAAAAAUUUUUUGCUCAGUGUCCUUGACCUUGGAGUUCUCAAGAAAAAAAAAUCGACAAAAUGUCUUGCUUUCAAGUGCUCAUAACAUCAUUAAGUUUUUUAGAUACACUUAAAACACAAAUUUAAAUGUUGUAGCCAAUUCAUUUAUCUUUAAGAAAAUGUAUAGUUUGCUAAGGUUUUGAUUGCAAUUAAACCUCUGAAAGCAAUUUUAGUAAUUUUAGGUCAUUUAUAUAAGAAACUGGGACCACUGCUAAAACCAAGUACAAAAAACGAAAUCUCAGGCAAAUAGUUAUUAUUGACUAGUAAACAUUUAAAAAGGACCUGUGGAACUGAUUUGGGUUGUUUAACUAUAAAAUUUAUUAGUCCUGAACUAUAAGCUUCUGUGACUAAAAUUCAGUCAGUCCUUGCCCAACCUCAGGGCCUCGCUUGAAGUCUAACAGUAGCUUCAGUAGGCCUACUUCAGUAUCACUAAGACUAGUAUCAGAUUCACGAAAAGAAGAAUCUGAAGUGAGAUGUCAUGGGGAAUGUUAAAAUCAUCAUCAGUAUCACUUAAAACCUCUCCUAUAAAGCUUUCAAACAUAUUUCAAUUAGGUCUUGCACUGAAGGCCCAGCCAUGGCUUCAACCAGUUUAGCUUUUAAAAAAGCAGCGAAACAAAACUCCGAUUAAAAAGUAUUUAUUUUCAAGUUAUCACGAAACAGCUUGAACCGGAAGAUGAUUUAAUUAUUAAUAAAAGGAAGUGGCUAUAAUUCCGGUUAAAUAUUGGAUGGAAGUUGCUAUCGGACCGUGUUUUUUAUCGGCCGAUUUUUUAGCCCGCGACAGAACGAGAAAGUCGGCUGAUUUUUCCGGCCGACCACAGUUCGUGGGUUAAGAUAAUUUUGUAUUUCAAUUUGUAUUUAUAUUUGUGUUAUUCAUUUAAAAUCAGUAUAUGUGAUGAAUUACAACUGCAAUAUAUGGAGAUUAGAUUGUGCUUGAGCUUAUAAUCACUUUUUUCAACACUUUAAUGCCAUUUUUUUAAAUAGUUACAAAUUAUGUCGAAAUAAUUUUUGUUAACCAGUAAAACUUUUUUUUAUAAUGAAUGCAUUAUGCAAUUUCAACAAAAAUGUUAAAUUCCCUGGUUUUGAUUAUUUUUUUUGGGGUAUUUUCUAUGUGCAGCAUAUCCAGUUGACAUUAGUUGUAAAUUUGACCAGGAAAAGAGCAUUUUUCCAUUUGCUUACAGAACCCAUGCUCACGGACUUGGUGAGUGCCUUAGUGUAAGGCUUAGACAUCAAUUAAAAGGAAUUGUUUAGAGAUGUAAUUGUUAUUUACUUACAAUUGGAAAAAUAUUUCUAACAAAAAAAAACAAACAGUUUUUAAAUAAUUAAAAUACACUUGCUAAAUUUUAUUUGAAACUAAAUGCUGCUGGCACAGGGACACUUAAAUGCCAAAAUAAAGAAUUAUAUAAUUUAAGAGUUAUGGAAUUUGAAAAAUUCCUUAUGUUUUUUAAAACGGAUAUAUUUUAACUUAUAACAAAAUUCCUUUUUAUAUCAAUUUAAGUGUCACUGGAGAAAUAUUGUCCUGUUCUUUUAAUAGAAUAUUAAUUCAGCCAAGGAUUUUUCUCUGGGAAAUCUUUAGGUCGUGUGAUUACCGGCUACCAAAAGAAUGAAACGUACCAUCAGAUUGGCAAAGGAAAUCCUCAGUGGCCACAGGUAAGUGUACUUUAUGUUCUCAUUGCUUCUAUAAGCCAUGAGUUAAAUGAAGUUGUAUUUGUUAGCAAUGGUUUAAGUGUAUGAAUUACACAUUGACCUUGUCUAAUAAAUUUACUAAAUCUUUAAUUUUAUCCUAGGCAUUUUACCCUGUCAAGGAUGUCAUUGAGGUCAAGCCUGGAGAUUAUCUGGUGAGUUUCCAUAAUAAGUUAUUUUUUGUUGAUAUCUAAAAUUAUGAAAUGGCAUGAAUAAAAAAAGCAAUUUGAGAGUGAAUGUUAAAAUUUCUCUUCAUAUUACUCCCCUUAUUGAGCUCUUUAAUUUUUGUAUGCAUUGACUAUCGUCCUUUGUUCAUUUAAUAAUUAUUAUUUUUUUAACAUCACUAGAGACAAUUUUAAUGAAAUCUUAGGACGUACAUCUUGCAUAGAUUUUAUUUGCAAGGACUUUAUUCAGCACAGAUAUUCAAUUUAAAAAAAAAAUAUAUAUAUAUAUAUAUAUACACACACACAUAUAUAUUUAUUAACAUAUUUGUAAAACUUCCAGGCUGCCAGAUGUACUUACGACUCUACAUCAAUGUCCCAUCCUGUCAGUGUGGGGUAAGUCCUUAGUAGCAUUAUAGACCAUUUACUCCUUUAUGUGAAUGGUGCACAUGUAUGUAACGUGGCUGAUGGGAAAUGUCUCUCUGACCCCUUCAUGAAGCUACGUGAAUGGCACACAUGUAUGUACAGGGAGAAAUUAACUUGAAUCCAGCUUCCCAAAAUUAAUUUAAAUUAUUAGAGGGUUGAAAUGCAAUGAAGCUUAGGUAGAUUAAAGGUACAUUGUGCAUAUAAUAGAGACCGACCGAAUUUCGGUUUCGGCGCCGAAAGUGGCCAUUUUAUCACUUUCGGCCAAGUUUCGGUUUCGGCCGAAACUGAAAAGUUAACUUUUGGCUUAGUUUCGGCUGAAAAAGAAAAGUUAACUUUCGGUUUUUCUUCGGUUUCGGCCGAAAUUGACUUGGACUUUCGGCCGGAUGAGGUUUUCGGUCAUCUAAUGCUCAGCGAAAACGAUAUUUAACAACAAACUAAGCGACAUUUAAGAACAAAUUAAGCGAUCUUUGAGAACAAACUAAACAAUAUUUAACAACAAACUAAGCGACAUUUAAGAACAAACUAAACGAUCUUUAAUAACAAACUAAACGAUCUUAAAGAACAAACUAAAUGAUUUUUAAGACCGAACUAAAUGAUCUUUAAGAACAAAACAAAUGAUCUUUAAUAGUAAACUAAAUGAUUUAUAAGAAUAAACUAUGCUAUCUUUAACAGAAAACUAAAUGCUCUUUAGGAACAAACUAAAAGAUCUUUAAGAACAAACUAAUCGAUCUUAAGAAAAACAAAUCAAUUAUCUUUAAAAACAAACUAAGGGAUCUUUAUGAAAAAACUAAGCGAUCUUUAACAACAAACUAAGCGAUCUUUAACAGAAAACUAAAAGAUCUUUAAGAACAAACUAAUCGAUCUUAAGGAAAAAAUCAAUUAUCUUUAAGAACAAACUAAGGGAUCUUUAUGAAAAAACUAAGCCAUCUUUAACAACAAACUAAGUGAUCUUUAUGAACAAACUAAACAAUCUUUAAGAAAAAAUAAAGCGAUAAUUAACAAAAUUUGGACGAUCUUUAACAAAAAACUAAGCGAUCUUUUAGAACAAAUUAAACGAUCUUUAACAACAACUAAGCGAUAUUUUCGAACAAACUAAGCGAUCAAUAACAAGCAACUAACGAUCUUUAACAACAAACUAAACCAUCAUUAAAAACAAUUAAAGCAACCUUUCAGAACAAUUUAAGCGCUCUUUUAGAACCAUAUCAGAACAACAAUUUUUAGAGACCCGGUUUAAAAAAAUAUUUUGCAUUAAUUUUGCCCCCCCACCCCAUUUUUGCCAAAUUUUCUCCUACCAUACUAAUUAAAAAAAAUUGUAAAGCAAUUUAAAUUAAUUUUAUAUUAAAAUGGUAAAACCCAAAGUAUUCAUUAGAUCAAGGGUCCCAAACUCAAAUCAUCAGGGGGCCGCAGGAGGUUGUGUCUGAAUGAGAGUGGGCCGCAUCAAGUAUUCCACAAAAAAGCGAUUACAACUGUUACAAUCUGCUCAACCUUUAUAAAUAACAAUAAAAUCUUUAAGGGUUCUCAAGAACUAGAUUCACUUUCAUCUACCUACUCACUGUUGCAUACAAAAAUAUAUAAAAAAAUUUUUUUGUUAAAUUUAGAAUUAGACUAGUUGGUGAGAUUCGUCUGAAACCGCCGCGGAGAGUCACGUCAUAGAUAUGAGAAUGGGGGAAACGGGACUGCGCAUUAACACUAAACUUUUGUGUCAUGUAGCAGGCCGCAAAAAAUCGUCUUGCGGGUCACAAAUGGCUCGCGGGCCGCGAGUUUGAGACCCCUAUGUUAGAUGUUUAUUUAUUAAUAUUCACGAUUAUCCCAUUUUUUAUAAAAAGAAUGUAAAUAUUUAUACUUUCCCACAUCAUUUUCGAUGUAUGCGGGAACGAAUUUCAAAAUAUCUUAAGAUUUCAGUCUUGGCUUUGGUUUCGGCCGAAAUUCAUUUUUAACUUUCGGCCUUUUUUCGGUUUCGGCCGAAAGUCAUUUUUAAACUUUCGGUAUUUUUUCGGUUUCGGCCGAAAGUCAUUUUAAACUUACGGCUUAUUUUCGGCUUCGGACGAAAUCAGAAAAUCACUUUCGGUCGGCCUCUAGCGUGUAACAAGUAUUGUUAAACUUUCAAAAUGUUAGAACCUUGCAUGUUUAGAGAUAAUUCUUUUUUUGAUCUGUUUAAAUGACUGGAAGACCCAUGGCAUGAGGCUAACCCAACACACACACUUAUCACCAACAUUAUCUUGAAUGUACAUCAGCUGGUAUAUCAUGUCUCUUUUAAUAAAUUGUAUUGUUUUAUCAGAGCCACUGGCAACGAUGAGAUGUGCAACUUCUACAUCAUGUUUUACACAGACAGCUCUGUUCUUGAGCCUUAUGGGGACUGCUCAUAUGAUGAAUACCCAGAUUUGACCGGCCAAAAUUUUCCCAAAGAUGUUAGCAUGCCACUCCCCCCUAACCCCGACCUUGAAGAAGAAGCCAAAGGAAAUCACCAUCAUGGUGGGAUGUCGGGAUCAAGCCAUGGGUCAUCUGAUCAUGUUGACGCACCAGAAGAUGGAGGUAGUUAUUUGAACCCUGUCAUUUGAGAUAAGGAGUCAUGUCUAAAUACCUUGUUUCUCAUUUCUUGAAUUCAUUACUGAAUGAUAAUACAAUGUUACGUCUAGGUAUUACUAUAAUUGUUACGACGUUCUCUUGUUGUGGACUACGCCUUGCAGUACAUAACUAUGCACUGGUAUACACAGUUUGACAAUUAUGGAACACCAAUCACUCAUCUUAAGUCCCUGAAUAGUAGAUGUUCAAUAACCGACUUCUUUAUUACUCAUGACACAUGCCAACAGCAGUGCUUGAGAACUCCCCUACCACUCUCAAUCUCAUGACUUAUAUCCACUCACUUGUUUAUUAUUAUUUCUCUGUCAUCCAAAUGACCAUUUAGCCACAAGAGCACAAUUCAUGACAUAACUCAUGGACCAAAAAGUGUUCACACUAACAACAGUGAUUCUCAUACCCUUGACAUACAGGUUCUGGGUUUCAUAAUGGUGGCCUACAAUUAUUUAACCAAUUUCAUAUAUAGAAUUUUAUACAUUUUUUUUAAUUAGUGACUUGAAGCAAUUUCAUAUAUUUUAAAAAAAGUGAUUUGAUUCACGUCAAGUUUUUUUAUUAGAAUUUAGAAAAUCGACUCCUUCAAACCACCAGCUCAUAAUUAUCAAGAGACAAUUCUAUUUUCACUUUUAAGCACUUCUUUGUUAAAUUAUUUAAUUUAUGUUCAUAUUCCAUGCUUUUGUAAAAAUGACUUUACUGAUGAUUCAAGUUGCAUGAGUCAGCUUUGUUAUUGUUAUAUUUAAAUUUUGUAAGUUUUAGGUUUCAGAUAUUCUUAGAUCUGUUGGCCCUUUGUUUAAGUUCUUUGUGUUAACCCUUUGAACCCGAGAUCCCACUUUAUCUGUCUGUGCAUUAAAAAUCCACACCCCUCCAGGCCAAUAUUUGGGUCUCCCUUACCUUUCUCUAGAUUGACGGUGGGCAUAUAAAAAUUUGUUGUAAAUACUGAGUUCAGGGUUUGCCACAUGACUUGGGAAAGGUCACAGUAAUGGCCGCGCCCAUGGAUGCAUUGUUUUUGUUGUGUUAAAUAAUGGUUUUUUUUCUAUGAAAAAAGGUAAUUAAAAGGCCAAAAAUGAUAUUCUAAAUGACUCAAACCAGAGCAGGUUUAUGAUAUCGCAAAUAAUAUCAGGCAAAGUGUUUGGGAACAACUGAAGUCUAUUAAAUGAAGCCAUUCUUUGCAAUCUUUGAAAUUUUGUAGUGUUUAUUUCAGGAAACACAAUAACAGAUUCCAAGAUAGAGCACAUCUUGAUGAGGGGAGCUAAACCAAGCAAGGUAAACUGCAAAUCUGAACGUUGAAAUUUUUUUUAACAAUAUGGUUUUAAAAUAUUGAAUUUCUGAAUACAUUUUUAAAUUCAAUUAUUACACUCACAACUGAUGGUUUACCAAUUUUAAAAAUAUUUUUGGCAGAUAGUUAAAAAAAAAUUUUUAAAUCUUGAUUAAAUUUAUCUCAAAACUCAGAUACUUUUGGUAAAUUCUAGAACGGUAUCAAACCAUUGUAAUAGAAAUAUCCUUCCUUAUUUUAUUUGUUACAAUUUUGACAUAUGACUUUGUCUACUCUGAUAAAAUAAAAUUCAUGUCUUUUCAGCCUGAUGCUUACUUGUGUGCAUCAUAUGUUCCCUCAGAGGAGGAAUACUUCAUUUGUAAGAUUAAACAACCUUCCAACAUCUUACUAUUCUAUCAUUUCAGUAUUGUGGGAUAAAUCUGUCUUUCAUAUCUUGCUUAGCUUUUCUUUUUUGCUUCUUUUUAAAAAAUAUGCUCAGCUUUAACACCUAAUAAAUCUCUAUGUAUGUAUUUAUUGUGUAGCGCUGAGUUCAAUAGCUUGCACAUUAAAAUUAAUGAUAACUGCCCUAAAUGAGAUUCUUAAAAUAGCUAAAUUUUGUUUGGUGCAUAAUAUUUACUUCUGUUUUAUAAAUAUAGUCUUUAUUUAAAUAUGAUGUCAUAAAUAUGCAGUGUAAAAUUGGGUGGGGACAUUGGAAUUUUCACAUUGUUCAAGGCACGUGUAAAAAGCGUGCAGUAUUGUAGCACUAAUUGGAAUUGUCUCUUGAAUGCAUGGUUUGUCAAGUAACUUUAGUAUAUGAAAAGUUAAGGCAUUGCCGCAGCCAUUGACUGGCUAGAUCUAGAGCAUAUAAUAAACAUUUAAUAUCGGUUGCAGUAAAAUCUGCACAUGAUUUAAAAGGUGUUUUUUCUUUAGUGUAAUCAGUUAAUGACUGUAAUCAAGAGACAACACAGGCUGUGUCUUUUUUAUGCAAAAAUUGAGGCUUGUGGCUGUAGACAUUUGUUUCUCUUUAAAAUAUUAGUGAUAUGCUACAUGGAGUUGAGAGGUGCUCAGUUCAGAUGUAAAAAUAAUGGCUUUGCAACAAAUUUCUCCAGAAUAAGCAUUUUAAUGUUAAGUAUUUUAAUAAAAGCCAGACUCUUUUCAACAUGUAUUAUUUCUUUACUGUAAACAAUUAAAUGGUAAACUUUAGAGGUAAUGUAUUCCUUGUAAACUUUGCAAUGAUUAUUGUACGAUUCAUUAUAUUCUAAAAAAUUUUCAGGAAGAUUUUCUUUCACCCACAAGGUUCUAUACUUAGUGUUACAUCAGUGGGUUUAUGCUUUUAAGUAAUGGGAUGUAUUCAAAUGAAGGCAAACUGUGUUAAAGAGAAAAUAUAUUUAUAAUCGUCAAUAAGUAAGUCCUUCUUUCCCCAAACAGAUAAAUUUGAAGCCAUGGCCCAAGCAUCAACAGCACAUCACAUGUUGCUCUAUGGCUGUGAUGGUGAGCCAUUCUCUGAUCAACAAAUUUGGUGAGUGGCAUUUUAAUCAUGACGUGACACUCAGAGAAGUUAUCUCAAACUAAUACAGUUAAAGAAUUAAAUCCUUUUCAGAGCAAUUCACAUGGUACUGUUUUAAGUGUAGUUGUUGUUAAACCUAGUCUCUCCUUAGAUAAAACCUUAAGAACUUUCCUGUAUUUUAAAAAAGUUAAGUCGCUUCAGUGCUCUUUGAGGGCCCCAAGUCUCCCAGGAAUAUAUAAAAUUAAAAAUCUUGGUCUCAAUUGCAAUUUGUGAUUUAUUUUGAAUUUACACUUUAUUUUAAUGUUUUUUUUAAAUCCUUGAUGUUAACUUGACUUUUGUUCGUGGCUGGCUGGCAAAAUCUUCGGAUGGCUAAAUGACCCACUUCCCCUCAACCUAUCAUUCUGAAACUUGGCACAUAGACUCGUUUCAGAUGACAACACAUUCUUUUAAAUUUUCAGCUCCAUCCCCCAAACCCCAACCUCCAAAAAUCAGCUUUUCAUGUUUUUCAAGGAGAGUAGAUGAAGGAAUUAUGAUGCCACUAAUUUCACAAAAUAAAAUGCCAGAUAACUGCGCUUAAUGAGAUUCUUUUUAAAAAAAAUAUGACAAGUGUGGUUUGUGCAUCAUAUUUUGUUUUGUUGUUCUGAAAUAGUUGGUGAAAUAAAUCUGGUGUAAAAGGGGGUGGUCAUUAGAAUAUUAAUACAGAUCAGGGGCGUAAAAAAAAAGGGGGGGGGGGGGGGGGUGCUACUUGUGAUUGUUAUGAAAUGCAUGACUUGUUUGCAUAGUUUGUCAAACUUUCAGGCACCCCCCCCCCUUUUUUUCCUGUUGCUCAAUAUUACAUUUUAUAAAGGGUUUAUAAGAAAAAUUUGUUAAAAUUUAUUACUUGUGACAAACCUGUUAAACCACCAGUUCGUUUCACCUAAUCAAAGAAACAAUGUCUUCCACAGGAAUUGUCCCCUUAUGUGUAAAGAUCAACAAGCCACAAUUUUAUUUGCCUGGGCUAAGAAUGCUCCACCAACAGUUUUACCAAAAGGUAAAGUACUGAGGACAUCGGUUGCUCCAUUACUUUUCUUACUUUUUUUUUGUUGAAAAUUUGUUUUAGGGGAACAGAUAUUUAUGACAUUAUUUAUAAUAUAAUGUUAAACUAAUUUUUUCAGUAACAAAAUUUUCCCAGGGUAGUUUUUGAAUCACUGUACAUCACUUGGUUAAGUUGCUGACAUUUUGAGAGUGAGUAAUUGAAUAGUAGCAUGAGUUAAUUUUUAAAUCUAUUUCUAUCUGCCAUACAAACAUUGGUGAUUGAAAAGCUGUUGCCACAAAAAAUGGAAUGUGUAAGAUAAUAAACAUCUUAAGUAAGAUUUUUAUAUGAGCUGCUCCUUGAUAUUUAUGCCAGAUGUCGGUCUAAGGAUUGGAAGUAGAACCUCAAUCAAGACCCUUGUACUUCAGGUGCAUUAUGCCAGGAGUUUUACAGGUAAAAAUUAGGGCUAAGUGUUUAAUUAGAGAUGUAUCUUCUAAAGUACAUUAUUUAUGCAUCAAGCAAGUUUGCCAGUUUAUAUAGUGUUAUAUUAAACUGAGGGGAGAAUUAUCACAACAAUACACUAGCACAUCACAUCAAAAGGAAAGCAAUUUUUUAAAAAAACUGAAGAAUUUAAAUUAUUUUUUUGUAUAUUUUAAAUUAUUUCACUUUUCAAACGGAUUUUAGUAACUAUUAGAAGUAAUAACAGUCUUUGAUUAAAUUUUUUAUAAAUUUUGCCUUGUUAUUGUUAAAAAGAAUGAAAUUGACAAUGUUGUUUUUUAACAGAAUCUGAGCCACCAGAUUAUUCAGGAAUUACACUUUUCAGCACACACACAAAGUAAGCAGUGCUCAUUUUAUCAAUAAUAUUUUGAUAUUAAUUAUAAGUAAAUACUUAUUGCUAUUAUAAAUAAAUUUACUAAUUGAUCUAUCAUCAUUUUUAAAGUUCCCUGUAAUUAUGGAAAGUUAUAUCUUUCAGGCCCAAGUUUGUUGCUGGCAUUUACUUCCUGAUGUCACCCAUGUUUAACAUUCCACCAGGAGAAACAUGUAAGAAUAGAUGAUCAUAUCAGCUGGACUGAAAUUUAGACAAAUUUUAUUUUGCCUGUAUAAUUAAUUUUUGUGUGACAUGAAGAAAAAAUAUUUUUCUGUAGUUUUUUCUUUUAAGUAUUUAAUAGCCUCAUAAUUGUUUGCACUAGUAUUCUGAAUUUAUGUAAAAUUCCAAAUGUUUCUUUCUCAAGCCUAUCCCAUUGAUGUCAGUUGUAAAUUUGGUGCUGAAAAGAGUAUUGUCCCCUUUGCUUACAGGACACAUGCACAUGGCUUAGGUAAGAUCAUUACCAUAUACUUAUAUUUAAUUUUGUUUAUUUAUUUUAACGUCCAUAAGUGGAAUAAAAAAAUCUCUUCUUUUAAAAUGAGAAAUAAUAAUUUGUUCAUCUACUUCCCUAAAACUUUUUUAAAAAUGUGAUAAUAAGGGGAGAGACUGCAAUCAGGUACGGUAGAAGGAAAUAAGUGAAACAAAGUGUUGGGAAACCUGAAAAAAACCACAGCAAAACAAUUAAAUACUCAGUUGCAAUGCAGUUUCAGAUAGGACAGUGUUUAUUUUAAUUUUUAUUUAGUUUUUACACAUUUUUUUUUCGCUGAAGAAGGCUUCUUGAUGAUACGUUCGUUCUUUUGUUGCAUCUUUUUUUCAGGUUUUUCCAUACUUUGACUUUUUUCCCCCUAAGAGAAAGAUUAUUUGUUAUGAAUUUAUGUGUGAAAAUUAUAUGUUCCAGGCUUUAUGGAGUGGAAUAAAUUUAUUUAUUGCUUACCUGGUCUAGACAUUACAUUACUGUAACCAGUGCUCAAAGUAACAUUCUAAAAGAAUAUAUUCUAAAAGGUCUAUAAAAUAAUAGUUUUUAUUAUAUUAUCAUUGUAUUGUAUCGUAAUCCUACUUGCCUUUUAUUAUCAUUGAUUAUAAUAAGCCUGUGUUUAUUGUAAACAGAAGCUAUGUUCUUUUGUUUUGUGAUAAGUCAUUAAAGAUAGAGGCCUGAAGCUGUUUAGUUAUGUUAUCUUUCUUGUUUGACUUUGUCUUACAUUGAUCACAAAAUAUAAUAGUUUUUGCCUAUUUAUUAUGCUUUUUCUAUCUCCUUGCAGUUUAUAUCAGUUUAUGAAACAGCUGGUUAGUUAUUUGUGAUCUUUAUAUUUUUCUGAAUGUUUCUUUUAAAAAAUCAUGGUUUAUCUAUAUUGACAGUGCACAUUUUAUUGUUACAGGUCGUGUGAUCACAGGAUACCAGCAUAAUGGAUCCUAUCAUGAGAUUGGCAAAGGCAACCCUCAAUGGCCACAGGUCAGAGGACACUCUUCAUUUCUGUUUUGGACAGAUCUUGUCUUUUUAUUUUCUCUAAAAAAAAAAAUCAUAAUAAAUCAAUUUAUUCUGGCCGCUGUAACUUAACUGGUAUAACUCGAGCCAGUUUUACGGGACAGUCACUUUUAAAUCACACGACAUGAUUGGCUGCUGUUUUCUGUCUUUGGUUGUUCAGGGUUUUUUUAUUCAGGGUUUAGCUGCCUUGCUUGGCUCUGCUAUUUACCCUUAGUUGGGGACAACCACUGUACAAAUUAGAAAGACGCUUCAUUUGAUUUGAGAUGCAAACGUCACCAUUGCGCUUAUUAAUCACAGUGGAUAAACAAAAUAAAUUGUAUUUAUAUUCUCAAAGAAAUGUAUGUUUCAUGGUACUAAUUGCUGAAUGACAUACACUCUUUUGAUUUUAGGCAUUUUACCCUGUCAAAGAUCUGAUUGAGGUCAAACCAGGAGAUGGACUUGUGAGUUUUAAUUGUUUUUUGUUAUUGGCUAUUAUUUGAUAAAUUUGUCAACUUUUAGGUCACACUGAGAUUGUACCUAGCAGAUAUCUCACUUUCCUAUGUGUGCCAUUGAUAACAAGUGUGAAUUUAAAUGUGGACAGUAUGACCAAUGACCAUGUAAUACACUUUCAUUCAUCAAGCAGCAUUUUAAUUUGUUUUAAGUAUGCAAAUAAAAGCUAAACAUUUAUAUUUAAACUCAAAGGUAUAGGUUAAAAAAUGUCUGUCACUGUCCAGACACCUUGAGGUCUCAUGAUUGAGAUCAGUAGAAGCAUUUGGUGAAUACACCGACCCACGUGUUCCUUGACAUCAUAGACCCACUGGUUCCUUGACAUAUUAGACCUCUGGUUCCUUGACAUCAUAGACCCACUGGUUCCUUGACAUCAUACCCCAAAGAGGGAUUCCUGUUUUUAGUCCAUCUUCAUGCCACCUAAAUAAUAAAUUAAACUCAUUGAGUAAAUCAUAAAAUGUUUUAUGUUGACCUUCAUCUUAAUUCCAGGCUGCUAGAUGCACCUAUGAUUCCACGACAAUGGCACAUGCAGUCAGCGUUGGGUAAGUCCAAGAUGAUUGGCUGGAUGUCAUAUUAUGCAACUUGAUAUGAUGAAAUUAAAUGAUUGUAAAAUUUUUUUUGUCAUGAUAAAAAUGCUGCCGAUUGAUGCCAGAGGGUGAUACGGUAUUGGUCUAUUCUCUUUGGCCUGAAGGUGAUGGGGUAUUAGUCUAUUCUCCAAAUAAACUCUUGCUGUAUUUAUUGAAAAUAGUAAAGCUGCGGGGAAUACGUCGGAUGUGCAUUCAUGUGGAAUUUUUAAACAAAAAUUUAAAGUGGAAUGGCAUAAGGCAUUGUUUAUUUUUCUCAUUGUUUUGAAGAUUUUAGCUGAAUCUGUCAAAUAGUCCUAGACAUACAAUAAUGAAGAUAACAUUAGGACAGGGUGUAAAAUUUUUAAUUCUCUAAGUAAAGGGGUUACAUGACAUUCUUUUUGUCUUUUAAUCACAUGUUAAUCACAUGCAGCUAAUACCCUUUAGUUAAUACCCUUAGUACUACUCCAUUGCAUCACAGAGUUAUUUAUGUGUAGCAGGUUAAUCUUCCGCCUUGUUUUACUCUGAUUACCUUGCAUGCUGCUCCUACAGGUCCACUGGCAAUGAUGAGAUGUGCAAUUUCUACAUCAUGUUCUACACUGACAGCUCAGUGAUCAACCCCUAUGGUCAGUGUGCAGGUAACCAUCUGCCAGAUGUGACCGGCAGGAAUUUCCCUCCUGAUGUCAGUGUCCCCCUGCCCCCAAACCCUGAACUGGAAGAGGUAGCCAAAGGCACCCACCACCAUGGUGGGAUGAGUGGGUCAGACCCUCAUGGAGAUGGAACAGGAGAAGGAAGUGGUAGGAAUACCUUUGUGUACAUUUAGAUACCUCUAAUACCUGUAGAUGAUUGAUACUCACAAUCUCUUUUAUCAAAAUGAAAUUAUGACACAAAACUGGGAUGUAUUUGUUAUUUGCACUAAAUAUAUAUAUAUAUAUAUAUGUUUAAAAAUUGAUUAGUUACAAAAUCAUAUCUUCAUGAUAAUUUGAUAAAUAACCUUAUAUAAUUGGGAUUUUUUUAAAAGUAAACAAAGUCAUAUACAAGAAAUUCAAAGUUUUUAUUUUUUAAAAUUCAAACCUCCUUUUUAUUUCAUAAUAAAUAUUGUUACUUAUAUUUUGCAAUCGUUCAGCAGGUAUUAUGGACUCCAAUAUACAAGAAAUACUAAUGAGAGGAGCCAAACCCAAUACGGUAGAUAUUAAUUGAUUACUUUCUUCUCCUGUUUUAAUACUUGUGCUAUUAAUUUCUUCAUAUUUAAGUUUUCACAGCAUACAUUUCAAUUCUUGUAAUUCAUGCAUUUUUGUGUGGGGAGCAGAGCUGGGUACUCUGUUUGGCCCCAGCUUCAUGUGCUGGGCUCUUCUGUUUCCUCUCAUCCUUAUGUCCCUUACUCCUUGGACCGUUGAGGUGCCACAGAUGACAUGUUAACCAUCCUCCUCCAUUUGUCUCUGUCUUCAGUACGACGCACUACAUCGCCCAGUGUUAGUCCUGUCCCGUCUUUGAUGUUAUCCUCUCAUCUUUUUCUUUGUCUUCCUCUUCUUCUCCCUCCUCUUGUGGUGCCCUGCAAUAUUUCUUUGGCAAGACCUUGUUUCCUUUUUACGUGGCCGUACCAUUGUAGUUUGCGUUUUUUCAGUCACCAGUAGGUCAUCAUACUCCCCAAUUGCCUGACGAACCCUUUCUUUCACUGUAUCAUUGGUUCUUAAGGCGAAAUCUAAAGAUUGGCAACUCCUGUGUGAAAGAAAGAGCAUAUAAAGCCUUUAUCCGUCCAAUUUUAGAUUAUGCAUCUUCAGUCUGGGACCCAUUUACCCAGAAGAGCAUUGACAGGUUGGAGGCGGUCCAGCGACGAGCAGCACGCUUUGUCCUAAACCGCUACAGGAAUACCUCUAGUGUUGGCAGCAUGCUAGAAACACUAGGCUGGUCACCAUUGGAGAAACGACGACGACAAUCCAGGCUCUCCAUGAUGUACAAGAUAAAUAAUGGGCUGGUCCACUGUUCCAGUAUUAAACAGAAACUCGUCCCUCUCCCCCAUAGACAGCGACGAGGCCAUGACAGGCAAUUCAGGCUCAUACCAGCAAGAAGCCAGUAUAGGAGCUGCUCAUUCCUGCCCAAGACAAUCAGGGACUGGAACCAUCUUUCAAAAGGAACAGUUGAGGCGACAACACUAGACACAUUUGUGUCUAUUGCCUCAAGCCUUCAAACCCCUAGUGCAUAAUUUCCUCAUCACCACCAGUAACAGAAACAUUGCAAAUCCCAUCUACAUGCAUAGAAGCCAAAAUGAUCAAUAAAUUGAUCGUGGGCCCUUAAGAUAUAGAAGAAGAAGAAGAAGAUAUGGUCCCUAUAGCAGAUGCCAAAAAUGCUUCUGAAGCAUCUCAUCUCCAUCGCCUUUAUUUUCCUUUCAAGAUCGGCUGUUAAUGUCCAGGAUUCGUAGGCAUACAGGAAAAUGGAGAGGACUAAUGAGCGCAUCAGCCUGAUUUUGGUGCUGGGGGCUAUAUUUUUGUCAUUCCAUAUUUUCUUGAGCUUCUUUAGUGCUGUUGUAGUGUACUCAAUCCUGGACAUCAGUUCGGGCUUGGAGUCUUCUUCUGAGACUAUUGCUCCUAGGUAUUUGAAGCGGCCGACAGUCUCUAAUCUUUCCUCCCCGACCUUAAUUUCAGUGGUUAGGCCUGCGGUAUUAUUUGUCAUCAGUUUUGUCUUUUCGGCACUGAUUAGCAUGCCGUAGGACGAGGUCUUAUCGAGACGCUUUGGCUAGCUCUUCUUCGUUCCCAGCCAGUCCGUCUAUGUCGUCCGCAAAGCGUAGGUUGGUGAUUGUUUUGCCACCAAUGCGCUUCCAGAGCUUCUGACAUAAUUCUCGCUAGGAAGAUGUUGAAUAGGGUGGGGGAGAGCAGGCAGCCUUGUCGUACUCCAACGUGGUCUUGAACCAUUCUCCGAUGUUGUUGUUGAGGAAGACUGCACUGGUGGCCUUAUCAUAGAGGUUGCAUAUCAUGCUGGUUAGGUUUGUGUUGAUGUUGUAGUGCCUCAUGGUGGCCCAUAAAGCAGCAUGCCAAACCCUGUCAAAUGCUUUCUUGAAGUCAACAAAGACAUGGUAUAGAUUUUGUUGGUGUUGAGCAUAUUUCUCAUAUAGUAUUCGGAGGUUUAGAAUCUGCUCAGUAGUGCCCCGUCCUUGUCUGAAGCCCGCCUGUUCUUCAGCAAUGAUUCUGUCAGCAUAUGGUUUUAGUCAGUUCCAUUUAUCUUUACCUAUUUUAUAAAAGACUUGCCACCCACUCUCAUAUAAUGCUGGGACUUUGAAAUGCUCUGCACUCAAGCCCAAAUACAUUUCCUACAUGCCAAGUAAAACUGUUAGAGAUGUUAAUUUACUCAAAUUUUGGAAUUAGUGUAAGGCUUAAGGAGAUGGAGACAAAUUUCCUCCUUAUGGACGACCUGUUUGGUCAAGACUCCCUUUUGAAAAUCUACCUCCCAAGGGCAAGGAAAGAGCUUCAAGCUUGUGUAUAAUGGUUGUUAGACUUAAUCAGUUUUGAGCUUCUAGAUAUUGCUGGAUUAAAAAGUUCCCUGGUCACUGUCAGAUACUCAUGAUUUAAUCAUUAAUUUCUUACAUCGUUUCAGCCUGAUGCCUAUCUGUGUACAGCAUAUCCUGUAUUUGAUGAGGAAUCUUAUAUUUGUGAGUCUGGUUCAAUUUUAGAUUUAAAUACAUAAUUCAAUUGUUAGCAAUAGGAAUAAUAUUGUUACAACCUAUUUCACUGAUAACAUUGUGUGUGCAUUAGUACUGAUUUAAAUUCAGGUGUAUGAAAAGUUAAUAGUACCAUCAGAAAAUGAUGAACAACUUCAGAACUUAUUUUCCUGUAGUUAAUUAAUUUAUAUCAAAAUAUAAAACAUGAAGCAUAUAAGAACCAUUUUUUAGUUCAGUCCUAAAAGGAAAAUGCUGAUACCAAUUUCCUCACUUCCCUUUAAAGUAUUCAUAUUUUUACAUCCAGUUCACUUUCAUUUCUAGAAUAAAUAAUGCCAACACACUUCCAUCAUAAAUCCAAAUUGUGCUCUCUUGGUGUAGAAAUUAACAAGUUAUAUAAUGAAUUAUGUUUUCAUAUUAUAUGGCUGAGAAAAAUGUCAUUGGUCUCAAGUUUAUUUACACAUAACUUGUAAUUGUUCCAAAUUUAUUUUUAAAAUUGCAAAUGAAACCCUUUUUUUGUUUUAAAUUAAUACUUGAAUGUUCAAAUGGAAAUUUUAUUACAUGCUAACAAGCUUUCAAAUUUAUUUCAGAUAAGUUUGAAGCCCUUGCCAAUGCAUCAGUAGCUCACCACAUUCUGCUGUAUGGAUGUGAAGGAGAGCCAUAUUCCAAUGAAGCUAUCUGGUGAGUGGAAAGUACAUGAGUUAUCAAGCAGGGCCUGGAUAAGAGUGGGGCAAACAAGCCACUUUUCUUUAGAUGAGCAAUGGGAAAUGGUUCUAAGUUGAUGAAAAAAUACUUAUAAGGAAUUUAAAAAACAUUGAUGAAAGAUACCUCUAAAGUUUCAAAUUGUGAUAUUGAGCACUAGUCCCAAGUGGUGAAUUAAUAUUGGAAUAGCAAAGUUGGUCUUAUAUAUUGGCUAAAAUUUGGGAUAGCAAAACUCAAGUGGUGAAUUAGAAUUGGGAUAAUAGUACUGGUCUUAUUUAAUGGAUAAAUAUUGGGAUAGCUAACCUUUUUUUUUUUUUUGGGUAAGCACCAUUUUCUAGAUUAUAGCUCCUAAAAAAUAUUGAAUGAGUCACAGACAGGUGUGGACUAAGAGCGUGAAUGUCACAAGACAUCUGAAGAAAUAGAGGAUUUCUUAUACCACAAAAUUUAUGACAAUUGGUUUAUACUAGGAAAGCAAGCUCUGGACUCAAUAAGUGUUAAAAUUUGGAUAGCCGUACUUGCAUCAAGUAUUAUGAUGGUGAGUAGAUGACCAGCAGUGUGUCUUAUGUGUUUUCACUGUGUUCUUUAUGCAUUCUACAUCGCAGGACUGGAGUUCAAUCCCCAGAAAACGCCUAGACAAGCAAAAACAUCAUCAGCACACAACGAAAAUGCUAACAACUCCUGUGACAUAGAACGCAUAAAGAGCACAGUGAAACACACAAGACACACUGCUAGUUAUCUUCUGCAUCCUGUUCUAUGUCUUGACUAAGUCUUGCAAUUGGAUAAAAAUAUGAAAGAUGAGAGAGUGAGGCUAACGCAUUGAACAAGUCUCCGUCACUUUAAAUAAAAUACAGCUCAAGGCAAAUCAAGUUGAAAAUUGCCUUGAUCAUCUUUGGAUGCGAACAACAGUGCACUUUCUGUGUUAGUUUAUUAAAGACAGUUAGUUUAUUAAGGAUAGUGGUCAAAUAUUGAGAUGUUUUCACUUCAUGCAGUUACUAGUAGAAUUCAAGACCAAGUCUCACAAUAUAACAGAUUUAGCAAACAAUUUCUGACACCCAGGAAAUAUUGGUUUUUGAUAGACUGUUUGUGAUCAUGACAUUGUGAGUGUUCAGUUUUGUCAUCAUUUCUCCCAUUCAGGAACUGUCCAGCAAUGUGCAAGUCAACUGAAGGAAUUAUCCUAUUUGCAUGGGCAAAAAAUGCCCCACCAACAGUAUUACCUAAAGGUUAACAAGCUAACUUUAUUUCAUUAGUAAUAAAAUAUGUAAUUUUUAGCUUCUGAAAAUAUUUAACUAAUCUCAAAGUGUUAUUGAACUGCUUUUAAACAAAAUUAAGAUAAUUUAUUUACUAAGUAAUUUUGACAAUAAUUUCAGAUAAAAUUUAAUCAAUUCUUUUUAAAUUGUAAUUUUUUUUUUUUAUAAGAACUUUGAAUCAUGAGAGUAUCAUCACUCUCUCAAGCUACGCCUAGACUGAAAAAAACAAUAUACAUUAAUUCUGUUCUUUUAACAGAUGUUGGUUUGAGAAUAGGCAGUACCACAAUUAUCAAGACACUGGUGCUUCAGGUACAUUAUGCCAAGAGUUUUUCAGGUAAAUUCCACAUUUCAUUUUAAUUUUCAUCUGAUAUUAAAUUUUUAAGGUUUCAAUAUAUAACUUUUAGUACAUUUUCUUGCCAAUGGGGAAGACAUUACUAUAUUGAUGAAUAAUCACUGUUAUAAUUAUGAAUUAAUUAUUUUUGUACCCAUUGGUAAGAAAAUAGCCACCGCUGCUUCUCAGCUUUCCCCUAUUGCCCUGCUCCAAAAGUAAUAAUUGCACUGCUUUGUAUUCAGAUGAAGAAGCUCCAGAUCAUUCGGGGAUUAAAAUAUAUACCACACAAACCAAGUAAGUUUCAAUCUAAUUUUGUUUUCUUUAAGUGUCAGUCAACGUUAUGCUAACUAUACAUACCGUACAUAAGCAUGCAAAGAUUUCUCUUUUUCUUAAUGUAAAGAAACAUGUCUUUUUCAUAUAUGUUUUUCAAUUAUUACAGGCAGCCUUUUGUUGCUGGUGUCUAUUUCAUGGCUUCAAUGUUUGAAAUUCCCAGUGCAUUUCCUGGUAAGUAGCAUUAUUUAAGUCAGAUAGUUCAAUAUUUUUUCUGUAUUUAAUUGGCCCGAUUCCAAACCACAUGUCAUUUCUAAUUCAUUGUUAACUUUAUUAAUCUACAAGUUUAUACAUUAAUAGGGUUUAAUUAGCAAAACUACUUAGUGUGCUAACUAGAUAAAUCAUAGUAUCCUCUCCUGCUCGCCAUCCCCGCCUAUCCUACCAACUCCUUAACCUCCAACACCCUCUCCACAUAACACCCUUCCCCCCUCAAUACCACCUCCCUUCUUGACCAUCUACCUUCCUGUUAUACAUUUCACAUCCAACCCCCCCCGUUCAUUAGAGAUCGGGAGAUACCAAAUAUUUAAUGGAGAUGUCUGUAUUCAACACAUUUUAUUCCAGCAUAUCCUGUUGAUGUCAGCUGUAUGUUUGACAAGCAGAAAAGUAUUUUUCCUUUUGCUUACAGGACCCACGCCCAUGCCUUAGGUAAGUAGUGUUGUAAUCGUAGCUUUGAGGUGAUGUCAUUGUAGUUAGUCAAGCUGCUCUUAGCUAGAUAUAAGAAAUUAUGUUCUUGUAGCUAGUUAGUAUAGCUGCUUCUAGCUAGAUACUAGAAAUUAAAUAAUUCUAGUGAGUAGUUAUAUUUAAACAAGAGCUUAAAAGGAAAGUUGUAUUUCAUGGUACAACUUAAUGAAAAAUUCCUCUUGGCGCUAAAAAAAAUGAUCUAUUUUGGUAAACUUGUAAAACUAACGCAAAUGAUCAUCAAAUAUUAUUGUAUGCUUAAUGAGGCUUAGUGAUUUCUUUAUUGUCAAAAUGUAACUACUUCUUAUUAGACAGGGUAAAUAUUUUUAGGCUUUGAAUGAUGGUAAAUUUUGUUACAGAGGGAUUUAAUAAAUUAUACUUUACAUGCAAAAUGUUAUUUUUUCUAACAAGAAGUAGAGUGAUUUUUUUUGGCACUAUGUAACAAUGAGGCUUCAACCUAUAUUUGUUAUAGCUCAACAAAGGGGUUUGGAUCACUAUCUUCUCCUAUGUGAUACAUUUGUUCAUUUUUCCAAGUGGCACAGUAAAGUGGGAAUAAAUUUCUUUCUGUUAUCAAUAAAUGAGCUUUCUGUUGUAUGCUUGCCUGCACAAUGAAACUUGUGUUUAGUAGAAAAUGGUGACAAAAAUCACUAACAGUGCGUAGAAAACAACACUAAUAACUCUGUUAUUCUAGGUCGUGUCAUCACUGGCUACCAGUACAAUGGUUCCUAUCAUGAGAUUGGCAAGGGAAAUCCUCAGUGGCCACAGGUGUGGAAUGCAUUUUUUUAACUAACUAACUUGUGUUGCAAUUUAAUAUAAAUAUAAGUAUUUGCUUUGUAAUGUGACACUGCAAUUAUAAAAAAAACUAUUAUUAGUUUUUAAGUAGAAUUAACUAAACUCAUUAACCAGUAUGACCUCACCAUAUUAGGAGACAUACUUACUUUUAUCUACAUUGAUCCCAGCUAAUGGGGAUGCACUGAAUUUAUUUGCAAUUCAUAUUCUUAUUAAUGAUGCCAAAGAAUGCCGUCUGUAAACCACUUGUAAACUGUCUGAUUUUAGUAUCUAUAUAUAUAAUUUGCCAGCAAAGGUCAAACAAGACGGGUCAAACACCACGCAGGCUAUUUAUAGAUACGCCAGAGUCUGUUUCAAUAAUGAGUUCACUAGCGCGCAAAACAUAAUUCCCGAUAACUAUGCUAAAUGAUAUAUAUAUAUUUUUAAUAACGCAAUUGCGUUUCGUGCGUAAUAUUUUCUUUUCGGAAAUGAAAUCGUCUCAAUUUAAGUAUUGUGUAAAAAAUAUUCGGUUUAAAAGUGGUUAGAACAUGAGAAUAUUAAUAUAGUUCAUAGGCGUGAAAUAAAAAGUGUGCAGUGACGUAUCAUGAAAAGGGGAGGGGGGAGGGGUAGCAAAAUUGGCAUUCUUAAAUGUGCAUAACUGAGUUCACGUUUUUGUCAAGUAACUUUAGUACAUGGGAAGUUCACGCAUUGCUAUUGCCAAUGUUCGGCGGGCUAUAACUAGUACUGGAAUAAUAUUAUAAUAAUUAAUGAUAUUUUUUUUAACCAGUGCAAAAUUUUUAGUAGAUCUUCUUUAUUUUUAAUUUAAUGUAGUAUCUAUGUCAAAACAAUAAAACGACAAAUGGCAUUUACAAAAUAAUAAUAUUCUGAAAUAUUCACCAAGUUGGAAGAGUGAAAAAAAUUGCUAGAUAAUUUUUAGAUUUCUUGGAGAUUUGCACAACCAGCCAGAAAUCUAUAUCUUUGAUUGAUUGAUUGGAUAUUUAUAUAGAGCUGGUAUCCAAUGCUACUUUAGCAUGCUCACUGCGCCCUGAUUUACUUAAAUCUAUUUAAACAGAACAGGUUUUAAAUGUUUUUUAAAUGAUUUUUUAUCAUUUUCAAUUCCCCUCAAAGAUUGAGGCAAACUGUUCCAUAAUUUUGGCACUAUCGCUUCAAAAGAGCGCACUCCGUAAAACUUUUUUCUGUUUUCAUCCACACUGGGAAUUUUCAGUAAGGACUGUGUUGAAUACCGCAGGUUCUUUAAGGGUACAUGUUUAUAAAUCAGUUCUUUAAGAUAUUCCGGUGCAGAGCCUUCCAUGCAGCUGUACGCCAGGGACAGAAUUUUUUAAUGAAUUAUCUCCCAUCUAUCUGAAGAUCAGUUGCACAUAAUUCUGUAUAUCCAUUGUUACUCACGCUUGAUGUCUGUAUCCAGCUCUCAGGCGUCCAUUAGUAUUUAUGCCAAUCUAUAAAAAAAACUCCUUCUUUCCAUCCUAAGAGUGUUCAUUGAAUUCAUUGACAAUUAAUAAGUAUUGAGGUGUUGCUGCAUGUUGUGUCUUGCACAACCCUUCAAUAUGCUUCUCACCCCUAAAAGUAAAAGAGAUUUAAUUAAAAUAAUUAAAUUUUAGGAACUGCUAAAAAAUAUAAUGUAGAAGGUACUUACAAGUUCUCAUUGAAUUUGUUUGGCUCAAAAUUUGUUUUUUUAAUUUUAAAAAUAUUCUUUUUAGUAGCCCUCAAAAUUAUCUUAUACCUUGAACUUCCAGUACAGUGGAGGGAGAUAAUGAUUAUGUAAUGAGUUAUUUUUUCCUUGCAGGCAUUUUACCCUGUCAAAGACAAGAUUGAGGUCAAGCCUGGGGAAUAUCUUGUAUGUUAACUCACUACUUGUAUAUGCAUAGAAAGUAGCUAUGUGAUUUUAACCCCCCAACAAAUAUGUAAUUGGUGUGUUUAAAUUCAUUUUAAUCUAUGCCAAGAUUGCAAAGAAAAAUCGUUAUAUUUCAACUUAUUAUAACCAUAACUAUUCAAAGCUGAUAUUUUGUACUCUUACUUACCUUUGUAUUCACUCUAUUAUUACUUGUGUGUUCAUCCCAGGCUGCCAGAUGUACUUAUGAUUCAACAUCCAUGACCAGCUCUGUUAAAGUGGGGUAAGUAUUAGAUUUUGCUUGCAGACUAACUUAAAGUUAGCUUCUAAUCAUAAGUCCUAAAAUUUUUUAAAAAACAUACCACCUAAUCUCAUAAAAGAAGUUAUUUGGAGAACAUACACUUUUACAAUCAAGUUAUCCAUGAGGCUUCAAAAAGCUUAACGAAUUUGUCAAAAGUUGUCCGAACAGUUUCUUUGAAGGCUGUGACCUUAAGACCCAAGAAACCACCCACUUAAUAUUGGCAUUAAGAAGUAUAUUUUAAUUCUUUGAUAAACAUUUUUGUUUUCAAGUUUUAAUAAUGGUGCUUACUGUCCCAAUACUGCACCACACUGUUAACACACAGAGUAUCACUUUGUCUUGUGAUAUUUUAUGUAAUAUUGAUUUUAGAACUUAUUAUUCAAUUAAUUGUGCCAAACUCAAAAAUUACAAAUUGUGGACUUUGGGUUUUCAAAAAGCAUUUUCUUGCAAUCUUAUAACCUUAAAAAAAAUGUGUUAAGACACAGUUAAUAAAAUAUUUAUUUUAUUAGCCUCAGACACUUUUGUCACUGAUGUACUUCAACUUCCUUCAAAGCAUGUUUUUCCUGAUUGAGUUGAUAUUUAAGCUUUGAACAAACACCAAUGAAUGUGUAAUGUGCAUGUUUAAUUUUUUGUUUUUUCUUCAAAUUUCUCAGAUCUACUGGUAAUGAUGAGAUGUGCAACUUCUACAUCAUGUUCUACACGGACAGCUCUGUACUAGAUCCUUAUGGAAAGUGCUUGGGUAACUUGGCCCCCGAACUGACUGGUGACAAUUUCCCCAAAGAUGUAAGUGUGCCACUACCCCCCAACCCUGAACUGGAGGAGGAGGCAAAGGGACAGCACCCCCAGCAUCACAGUGGGAUGAAAGGCAAGUUAUUUUAAUUACAUUUAUUUUCAUUAUAAUUAAGGCUGACAGACUGUUUUUAUAAGGUUCUCCUUCUAGUGCACUAUUACUUUUGAAUUCAUGUUUGGGUAAUUAAAAUGUUUUUCUAAGAAAGGCACUGAAGUAUUAAGUGGCUUGCAAAAAACUUAACAAUCAUUAAAUUUCUAAAUGUUGAGUUUGUAAGUGCUUGUGGGGCUGGUAAUAAUGGUUCAAUUCUAUUGACAGACACAGAAAGGUUCAAUUCUAUUGAGAGAAACAGAAAGGUUCAGUUCUAUUGAGAGAAACAGAAAGGUUCAGUUCUAUUGAGAGACCUGCCAUUUCUAUCUUAUUUCUUAAAAGGCAUUGUAUUUUGAAAUAAAUUACAAGUACUUAGGAUGCAGAGCAAGUUUUAUUAUGACCAAAUAAGUUUCAUUACAUCAAAUAAUGUAUGCAUUGGCUAGUCAAAUCCUGAGAGAUGCUUGAAGAGUCGGAUUGUUUUUGUUUUUUUGUUGGUUUUUUUUUUUUUUUAGGAUAAAUUUGUUAGUAUUUACUUUUAGAACGAUUCUGAGUUUUAUUACAUGAGUUUUGCCGGCAUGGAUUUAUGAAUGUUAAGAAAAUUGCAAGGGAACUUAGGGGCCGUCCAAAUGUUACACGCACUGAAUGGGGGAGGAGAGGGUUGUCAAUUUUGGAGAUUUUUGCUUAUGUGUGAGUGUGUGUGUGUGUGGGGGGGGGGAUCUUGGCAGAAAGUAUUGUACGUUUAUUCAAAAUUCUACAAGAAUUGUCCUGAAAAGCUCAAGUCCAAAAAUAGCAUAUUUAUAUCACAAAUUCUGUAAAAAUAUAACGCAAUGUUUUGUAAGAUUUAUCGUCAUAAUUUUGCAUGGUAUUUUUUACAAAUGAACUCGCUAGUUAUGCUCAGAUGGUACUCAGUAGUAGAGGUAUAACAGUAUUAUUUAGCCCACCAUGAGUAAAUUUAUUGUGCAUGUCAUGUAUAUUUUGUUUGGGUUAUGCCAAUGGUUCCUAAACUUUUCAAUUUCCGGCGCUUAUGCCAAAUUUAGGUAUUCACCAGCCUCCUUGUGUUAAAUUCUAACAAAUACACUUCAAAAUAGCGAAUACAUACACACAAAAAAAUAAAGGGUCGGGUAAAAAAAACUAUAAAAUGUAUGAAGGUCAGUAAGCUUCAUCUAAUAACUGCAAACAGUAGUUACUCAAGGGGGUUACUGUUUGCAUAACGACCCCUAGAUAUUACAUUGUAUUUAAAGGGAUGAAUAAAAAUUGUGUAAUGUUUUGUUUUGCAAUGACCGUGAGGGGGCUGUAGCAACCCAUAUAGAAAAUAUGCAACCCCCCCCCCUCCUGCGGACCAGUAAAAGGACCAUUUUUAGCUCCCCUUGUCAUUGUGAAGUGUAUGGGAUUUUAUAGUUCAAUUAAAAAUUAAGGUCUUAUCUAAAGAUAAUUUUGGCACCCCCUGAUUUUGGCCCCCAUUGCUCUUCUCCCCAUUCUCAUGGCCCUGCCCGAGGGCAAAGGGAACUCAUGGUGAUGCGGGGUGUAUUCUGAAAACCUGUGACACGUUUUGUUUACUGGGAAAUAAUAUAAAGAUUAUUAGAUUUUUUUUUGGGGUGGGGGUCAAGGCUCAUUGUACGUACUCAUGAAGAGUUAAUCAAAAAAGGAGUGCAGGGGGGGGGGGUGGUUUGAAAAUUUGACUUUCUUGCUUACAUGCUAUAUGGAUGGCCCUUUAAUAAAAGCAUAAUGUCACUUCUGCUACUGAGUUGUUAUAAGAAUCUUCACUUGGCCCUCAGGCAAAUCUCUUUGCUGGAUCUUUGAUUUACUUGCAGGCCAGGAAAUCUAUGAUUUCUGUAGUUAUCAGGGUUUUAUCUUUGAAUGAUGAAAGAAACAACAACAAAAAAUGGCUUUAAUUUCUUUAGCAAAAUUGAGGAAACAUCACAGAGAGAAUCACAGACCAUCCCACAGAUACCGGAUCAGGCAGAAAAAGCUAAGGCACUUUGAUUAUGACUACCAUGACUGGUCCCAAGCUCAUAAUUCCAGGCACAAGAGGCAAGCCCAUGAGUACUACGAUGAUUAUGCUGCCAAUGACCUCAGAGAGAAAGGUCUUUAUGGCACUGCCAAUGCAGCAGAAGAAGGGCUCAGUCGCAACCGCAACAAGGAAUUUGAAGCUAUCAAUCAAGAACUGCGACAUUUCCCACGUAAAAACCCUCCAGGCAAAUUCAUUCAAACCCAACAGCCACCUGACCAGCCCCUGGCACCAGCCCAGCAGCAGCAUACUGUGGCGGCCGCCGACCCCCAGAACUCGGCACCAAGAAAGCUGGCACCUCCUGGGGUUGGGGCCGCUGGCCAGCAGGCCAGUAGGGAAGCGGUUAAGGUCCACAGCAGUGAGUUGAAAGCUUGUUUUGCUCAUGUUGGAUAUUGUAACUUUGGUGUGAUAUAUAAAAGCUGUGUGUUGAUCAGCUUCAAUUGGCAUGACCAGACCAAAUGGUUAUCCGUAAUUAUCUAUAUUUUUUUAUUUUUUUUAUUUUUUGUAGUAAUACAGUAGUAUGUUACCUGCACUUGCAUUAUUGAUGUUUUCUUCUUUCAACCACCCACCAACCACAUCCCCCUCACAUCCACAAAAAAGAAGAAGAAAAAAAUACCACCAUGACCACAGACACACACAAUGCACAGGUACACUGAUAAGUAGGGAUUUCAAAUCUGAUGCUAACAACUGCAUGUGCACCUUCCAUCAUUAAAGUAUUUUACUCUUUUCUCUUGUAAAUUGACAUAUUUUGUAUUAUCAUCACUGGGUUUCCCUCAAAUGGUUGGUCAAAUAAUGCAAUAAGGAGAAGAAAGAAGUGCAUUAUUCACUACCCAAAAAAACCAAACUGCUAUUUAAAGUAUAUUUGUAUUUUCAAAGACUAUAUUUUUUGCUGUUAUUGUCAUCUUACAUGUUUUAUAUUGAGUUUUGUGGAUGACAUUUUUAUUUUAUUUGCUCUUGGCUUGAGUUUUUUAAGUUUGCGAUUUUGUUAAAGGGCAUAAACAUGUCAAUCAGUUUAAUAAAUGAUUAGUAACCUUAAGCUACAAAUCAUUAAUAACUUUCUUUGUCAUUGGAGCUAAGAUGAAAUAUUUCAAGAAAGUAGGGAUGGAUCAUAGAAGAAAUGAGGAAAUUAUAACAUAAGUAUUUUAAAUUGUUGUGCCUUUGUCAUUUAAGUUUAUUUUUUGUAACGUCCAUUACUUUACUGAGUUGUUGUUUUUUUGUUUGUUUUUUUUUUGAGUGAGUUUUAUUUGUUGACAAGGUGAUCAAAAACAUGCCUAUAGAUUGUUGUGGUUAUGUUGUUUUCUUUCAUUGUAUGGUGUUUAUUUAAGAUUUCUGACUUCAAGAUACUAACGUUUAAAAAUUAAGAAGGGCACACAGCUGGUUUUACCUGUAUUUAUCAUAUUAAAAUGCAAUUUUUGUUCUUAAAUUGUACUUGCUAGAAAUAGAAGCUCUUGACAUGAUGGAGCAUCACAUUUUAUGAUAGUUAUUUCAUUAUUCAUAUAUUUUUUUUUACUAGAUUUAUGUCUGAGUCAGUAAUUUUGAUGUAUGUAGAAACUAGAUUACCAUUGUAUGUGCAUGUUUGAGUUUUACUCCUCUGAUUGAAUUUGAUGUUUUUCUUUAAUUUAACUUUGAGAAUGGCUCAUAAAAUGUGUGCGGACAAAUGAACAUAUUUCAAUUGUUGAUAAUCAUUUAAUGGUGCUUGCAGCUAUAAUUUAUUUCAAAUGAUAACUCAAGCACAUAUCAUUUUAAGAUAACAUUAAGGGUUUAAGGUUUUUUUUAUUGGUGAAAUAAACUGAUGAAUUUCAUCUUGAUUAGAUUAUUGAACCCCUUCAAACAAACAAAUGAAAUAAGCAUGGCAUGCUAAGUGAAUGUCGAGUUUCAUUUUUAUGUAUAUAUUUGCUGCUUGCCAACAUAAUAAUAGUACUUAAUCCAAGCCACGCUACUUGUUUACAUGAAAUAAAUUCCAGAUAAUGGCAAACUAAUUAUAUGCACAUUUAUUGGAAUUGGUUAAUUGUUUUUACUUGCAAUAACUAGCAUUUUGUCAAAAAUGGCUAUUGGUAAAUCUCAUAUAAUAUUUUGUGUAUUUGAUCAUUAAGUGUCAGUUUCUGCAUUAUCAGUAAUGUCAUCAUUUGUUUUCUGCAGGCAUCCACUUUGAUCACAAUCUUAUUUUCAAUUCAACUUGGCCAGAGCAGAAAGUUGAAUUGGGUCAGAUUGGGGGCGUGGCAGCCGACAGAGAUGGAAAUGUGUACAUUUUCCACAGAGGUUCAAGGACAUGGACUGCACAGUUAGUAAAAUAUCAUAGAUGUUAGUGUAACGGACAAUGUUUUCACAUGAAAACAGAGAGGUAGCAUGAGUGAACAAAUAAUGGUGUUGACCAUGUUUUUGUCCACGAGGACAAUGAAUUGUAUUUUGAGAUACAAAUGUGAGCUCCACGUUUUUGGAGAGUAAAAUUAUGUUUUUGUCAGAGCGGUUGUUUUGCACGCUUUGCUGGUAAUAAAGUAUGAGUUGACUGAGAUAGUAGAGAGCUGAGCGCAGAGCAGUAGAGNUGUUUUUGUCCACGAGGACAAUGAAUUGUAUUUUGAGAUACAAAUGUGAGCUCCACGUUUUUGGAGAGUAAAAUUAUGUUUUUGUCAGAGCGGUUGUUUUGCACGCUUUGCUGGUAAUAAAGUAUGAGUUGACUGAUAUAGUAGAGAGCUGAGCGCAGAGCAGGAGAGUCAGUAGCGUGAGAGCUGUGUGAUUAGACAGUUGACAGUUUAGUGUGAGGACGUGUCUUUCUUAAUGAUGGAAUACUAUAGAUAUAUAUGUGAAAUUACAUUCAUGCAAGGAUUAUAUAUUAAUAUUAUCAAUAUAAAGUGUGUUCAAUAAAGUACUGUAAGUUUAACCAGGAUUCAGUAUUCUUAUUUGCGUGCCCGGAUUAUAAGUGGAAGAAUGAAGAAGCCUUAGUCGGCAUCCUGAAAUAUCAACAUAACAUAAGUAACCAUACUACUGACAUAACCUACAGCAUAAGAAAUAAGAUCCCACGCCAUGUCAGAGUAGGUGUGUUACAAAUGGUGUCAGAAGCGGUGUAACGACGAUGCGUUACAAAUGGUCAGAAGUGUCAGAACAACGAUGUAUUACAGAACAUUGAGUAACAACGAUAUAUUUUAACAGUCGAGUGAAGCAUACAUCGAAAGUCAUUACGCCCGUGUAUGAGUCAAAUCUGAGAAGAGUCCACGACACACAGAGCAAGCUGACAACGAUUGAAUUUAGGUCAGUCACGGGAGUCAAAAGUUCAGAGUGCAAACAGCUAACUGGUACACUGUUUCAAUUAUAUAACAGUGGAGUGAAUAUUCUCGUGGAAGAAACAGCAAGAAAUCUAUUUUACAGUUAUUAGUCAACGAAAGAGAUGAUCCACACAAAACCAAAAGAAGUCUGAUGUCAUUACAGAUGAGAUGUUUUAUCAAGACAGCGGAAGUAAGAUUUCCCCAGCAUAAUCUUUACUUUAUACAAGCCGCACAGUGCAAGUCAAGUAAUUCUUCAAGUAAUUCUUCAAUUACUCACAAGUGCAACAGAACCGGAGAGAAAUUAGACAAUUUUCAAUUAUUGGAUUAUCACAAUUACACUAUUACGCAAGGUACUUACAUUGGAGUAUUGCAGCAAUUUGUGGUGUAACUUUUCUCAUUGGAUUAUUUUACCCAAGUACACUACCACAUAGGAUUAUCUACUACCUAGAAGGAGCAUCUACUACAUAGGAUUAUCGAUUACACAGAAAUCAGAGCGUCACAGAGGAGCAGAGGUGACCAACUACGGAUUUCUUUUAAACACUUGGUAUUUAUGUAUUUAUGUGUUAUGUAUUAUAUAUAAUUUAAGACUUUAAAAAUCUACUUAUAUCAUACUUAAUUAGAUUAAGUAAAUUUUUUACUUUUUCUGUAUAAUAUAAGUUUAAUUUUAGAGUAUACUGUAGGGACAUCCACGGUGUUAUCUUUCCUAGGGAAGUUUUUUUAUUAAAACGGUAAAGGUUUCUUCUGGCCCUAUUUAUAACACUGUAGGAUAAUUUUGUGUUAGCUGUGAAGUCUAGUUUGUACAUUGUCAUAACUGUUGUUUUUUAGUAGAUCUUGUCAUAUUUGUGCUAUUUGUCUUGUCAUUGUUAUACAUAUUGUCAACCUACUGUCAUAUUUUCUACUAUCUUGUGGUCCAUAAACUAAACAGUACUUUUGUAUUUGUUGUCUCAUUUGUAUUCAUGUAAACGUCUACAUAUCUGUAUUUAUGUUGUGAAGUAGACAAUUUAAUUAUUUUAAAUUUUUCUUACACUUAUUUAUAACUUAUAAUUCAUGUAUCAACUUGCAUUUGUGUAUACAUUCAUUAACAUGUAGAUAUAUGAAAUAUCGUAAACUAUUUUAAUUGAUAACCAAAGAAUAAGGAGAUAACUGAUAUACUGAUACAUAACAAUAUAAUUUUAGUUACUCACAUUACACAUAAAAAAUGGCAGAGUACUUGGAAUUAUUAGAAGUAGGUGAGAAGCUUGGUUUGAAGCAGGAGAAUUUAACUGACUUCGUAACUAGGGAGAUGGACAAAAUACGGAACAAACAGGAAAGAGACAAGGAGAGAGAUAGUCAAAGACAGAAAGAAGACAAAGACCGACAAGACAAAGACAAAGACCGACAAGACAAAGACAAAGACCGAGAAGCUAGAAUGUUAGAGAGAAACGAUCUUAAACAAAUAGAAGAACUAAAAUUAAAAGGACAAAAGGAAAUAGAAGAACUUAAAUUAAGGGAACAAGAUAUGAAAAUAAGAGAGGAAGAGCUAAAACUAGAAAGAGCUAGGAUAGAAUCAGGACAGCAUACUACAUCAACAAGCAAUAGGGAAACCAAUAGUACAUACAAACCUAAAUUUAGAGAAUUUAAUGAACAUAAAGAAGAAAUUAUUAGUUAUCUGUCACAAUUUGAGGGCAUAUGUCAGUCUUACAAUUAUAGAGAAGAGACUUGGGCUAAUAUUUUAUUGAGCAGACUAUCAGGGAAAAGCCUAAGUAUUAUUAAUUCACUUAGUGAAGAACAAAAGAAUAAUUAUACCUAUAUAAAGAAAGUUUUGUUAAAGUUCUAUGGAAACACAGAAGACAUUUAUAGAAAAAAUUUCCAUAACAUAAGACUAGAGAGAGAAGUAGAUCCUAACACCACCAUAUUCAAUAUUAGAGACAAUCUUGUCAAAUGGCUUGAAUUAACUGAAAUUGACCUAAAUGAUCCAAAAGCAUUACUGGAUAUGUUUAUCAUAGACAAAAUAUUAAGAAAUGCAUCAGUCUCUUUAUUUUCAUUCCUUAAAGAGAGAAAGAUUAAAAAUGAGCGUGAGUUAGUUGACUCAAUCACAACAUUUAAAGAUGCUCACCCCAAUGAAGAGCUAGACAAUAGAAACAGCACACUAGCCUCUAUUAGAAACACACCCAGUGAUAGGGACAGUCAAAAACAAAACACAUAUCAAAACAGAAGAUACCACAGCCUACCUGCCAGAUGGCAAAACAAUAAAUUUCAGAAAAGUCAUCAAAACAAUUACCAGACACCAUAUACUAAUUAUUCAAACAACAACAAAUGUUUCUACUGUGGCAUUCCAGGUCACAAAAAAUAUGAGUGUAGGAAAUUACAUAGAGAUUUAGGACAUUCACAACAAUACUAUCAGAGAACAUCACCCAACAGUAGUCCAAUUAGAUACAACAGUGCAAAUAGGAGUAGACAACCAUAUAAAAAUCAAAGAUAUAAUUCCAAUCAGACUAACAGUAGACAAAACACCAAACCACAUGAAACUUUAGCUAGCGCAUGUCACAGUGAAGGAAGUUUACAAUUUUUUCCUUCUUAUGUAAACAACCAGCUUGUUCAGUGUCUAAGAGACACAGGUUGUACAACAAUAGUAGUUGACAAAAAAUUGAUUGAUCCUAAAGACCAUAUAUCUGAAAAAACCACAGUCAUGUUAGCAAAUAACACAAAAGUUGAAUGUUAUAAAGCAGUAGUGGACAUAGACUGUCCAUGGUUGACAGGAAAGGUAACGGCAGUACUUAUGGACAACCCAGUAUGUCAGUUAAUAAUUGGAAAUAUUAAAGAAAUUCCAGAUAAUUCCCAAGAACUAUUCUUAAAUUGGAUUGAAUCAAAAAAUUUAACCAAAGAGUAUAUAAGUGCAAUAACAAGACAACAACAUAAAACUAGUCAGACACAGCCUGAAAUAGAAGAAAAAUUAGACAUUCCAAAACAAAUAUCUAGAGAGGACAUAAUUAGAAUGCAGACAGAAGAUAGGCAAAUUCAGGACAUUAGAAACAAAAUUAAGGACAAUAACACAAUUUAUAGAGGACAUAAUUACACAAUAAAACACAAUAUUCUAAUUAGAAAUUUUGAGAAAGGUGAAAUCAAAAAAUCUCAAAUAGUAGUACCAGUAAUACUCAGAAACAAAAUACUCAACCAUGCACAUGACAGUCCUUUGGCUGGACACAUGGGUAUAAAAAAAACAUUAGAGAGGGUCACACAGAAUUUUUAUUGGCCAGGCAUACACAAGGACAUAAAGAAACACAUAAACAAAUGCAUACCAUGUCUGACAAAAAACCCAAUACACAGUAAACACAGAGCACCCAUACAACCCACAGACAAAAUAGGUAGAAACUUUGAGAAGGUAGCUAUAGAUAUCAUUGGUCCUCUUAAUCCACCAUCAAAUAAGGGACACAAAUUUAUUUUAACCAUGAUUGAUAUGGCAUCUAGAUGGCCAGAGGCAAUUCCCCUCAAAAACAUUAAUUCAGAAACAAUUUGCAUGGCAUUAUUAGAUGUAUUUACAAGACAUGGAUUCCCUGAUAAAAUAUUGUCAGAUAAUGGAACACAGUUUACUUCCAACUUAACCAAUGCAGUUACAAAAAUGCUAGGUAUAAUACAAGUACAUUCCACAAUAUAUAGACCACAGGCUAAUGGUAUGGUAGAACGAUGGAACAAAACACUAAAAACAAUGUUAAAUAAAACAACAAUAGACCACCCUAGAGAAUGGCACCUAUAUAUACCCAUGGUUUUAUUCGCCUAUAGAGAGAGUAUACAAGACACCACUGGGUACUCUCCAUUUGAGCUAAUGUUUGGGGCCAAUCCAAAGGGACCGUUAACUCUUUUUAAAGAAAAUAUUUUAGGCCAGAAAGGCACACAACAAGACACAUUUGACAUAAUUACAAAAAUUAGAGAGAGGAUUACAUAUGGCAUAGAAAAUGCUAAAGAAAACACUGAUAGGGAGUCUAAAAGACAAAGACAUAUAAAGAAUACACAUAGAUACCUCAGAGAUCUUAAAGUACAUGAUAAAGUUUUGGUAUGGUUGCCAAACAAUAAUGGACAAAAGAUUUGGCAGGGUCCGUUUACAAUUCAUGACAAGUUAAAUUUAGUUGAUUAUGUAAUUCACAUGAAGGGUGAAUUGAAAGUCCUACAUGUGGACUUGCUCAGAAAAUAUGACUCUGUUCCUGAAGAGUUAGAAACCAUCAGUAAUGAAAUAAGUAGCACAGCCACCGUUGCUAGUGUUAUACAAUUAGAAGACAAUGAAAAUAACACCACAACAAACAGACACUUAACAACAAUUCUAAAAGAAUACAAAGAUGUCAUCACAGAGAACAUAGGACACACUAGCAGUUUAGAACACAAGAUAAUAUUAACACAGGAACCCACAUUCAAACACAAAAUCUAUCCAAUUCCAUAUGCAUUUAGGGAAGAAGUAAAGAAAGAACUAAAUCAUUUAAUACAGACUAACAAGAUUAAAAGAUCAGAUUCACCAAUAGCAUCACCCAUGGUAGUAGUAAAAAAGAAAAAUGGCCAGUGCCGUAUAUGUUGUGACUAUAGGGAGUUAAAUAAAAUCACACAAUUAGAUGCAGAACCCAUGAGGGACACCAGAGAACUACUGGAAGAAAUAGGCUCCUCCACAUUAUUCACCCACUUAGAUUUAAACAGAGGAUUCUGGCAAAUAGGCAUGCAUCCGGAUUCCAUGCCUUUGACUGCAUUUGCCACAGAGGAAGGCUUGUUCGAAUGGACAGUAAUGCCAUUUGGUCUAGUUAAUUCCACCGCAACAUUUUCUCGAUUCAUGCGAAUCAUGUUAGAAGGCAUACCAAAUGUAGUACAUUUUGUCGAUGAUAUCUGCAUUCACACUAAGGAUAUGAAGACACAUAUAGAGACUAUAAAAACAGUACUAAACAAAUUAAGAGCACAUGGAGUUACAAUAGCACCAAACAAAUUAAAGUUUGCACAAGAGGACAUUGAAUUUUUAGGAUUUAAAGUCGGUAAGAACACAAUUCAGCCCACAGAACACAACAGAGGAAAAAUACUAAAUAUAAAAACACCACACACUCAGAAAGAAGUAAAAGCCAUUUUAGGUUUGUGCAAUUUUUACAGCACUUUUGUUCCAAAAUUUUCUGAUGUUACACUACCCUUAAGGAAACUAAUAAAUAAAGAUAGCAAGAAACAAAUAGUAUGGACGGAUGAAUGCGAAAAUACACUGAGAACAAUCAAAGAAAUUUUCCAAAGUGACAACAUAUUGUUAUCACCCAAUUUUAAACAGUCUUUCACUCUAGUUACAGACGCCUCCAACAUUGGAUUAGGAGCUUGCCUUAUGCAAGAAUACAAUCAUAAAUUAAGACCAAUUACCUAUUUAAGUAGAGCACUAAGCAGAACUGAAAUUAACUACUCAACUAUUGAAAAAGAAUGCUUAGCAAUUGUGUGGGCACUUACCAAACUACAGAAAUAUCUAUUGGGCAGAAAAUUUAUAUUAUUGACUGAUCACAAGCCAUUAAUGGCACUAAAUAGAAAGAAGAUAGCAAACAGUAAAAUAAACAGAUGGUCGUUGAUACUAUUAGAUUAUCAGUAUGAGAUAAGGACAAUAAAAGGAAAAGACAAUACAGUAGCUGAUUUCCUUUCCAGACACAUUGAACAUGCAGACAAUGACAAAGACACUGACUUAAGACACAUUAGUCAGACAUUCUAAAUGAAUAUACACACAUACGUUCACUCAGUUUUUUGAUAAGACACUUGUACAUAUCAAUUUUUGUAAAUGAAUAUCAGAUUUUAACCAAUUGUAAAUUUUCUAAUGCAAAAUUUAAGAUUGUUACAUUCAUUUUGCAGUGUUUAUUAUUCAUUAAGAUGUCAAUGUCACUUCACAUUAUCAUACAUAAAGAUUUUAAGAGGUUGUCAUUGGUGAUUUUGUAAUUUUUUGCCAGGGUAAAUUAUUCACUAGUAAAAGGCCCUGUAUUUCAUAAUGAUGAAAUGUUAAUGUUGUUACACUGAUUUGAUUGUUAGAUGUGGCAUUGAAAUUUUCUAAGAGACAUUAUCAUUAUUUCAACAUAUAAUGCCAAAAAUUUUGUUGCACAAAAUUUUUUCAGAUGGGUGGGGCAUGUAACGGACAAUGUUUUCACAUGAAAACAGAGAGGUAGCAUGAGUGAACAAUGAAUGGUGUUGACCAUGUUUUUGUCCACGAGGACAAUGAAUUGUAUUUUGAGAUACAAAUGUGAGCUCCACGUUUUUGGAGAGUAAAAUUAUGUUUUUGUCAGAGCGGUUGUUUUGCACGCUUUGCUGGUAAUAAAGUAUGAGUUGACUGAUAUAGUAGAGAGCUGAGCGCAGAGCAGGAGAGUCAGUAGCGUGAGAGCUGUGUGAUUAGACAGUUGACAGUUUAGUGUGAGGACGUGUCUUUCUUAAUGAUGGAAUACUAUAGAUAUAUAUGUGAAAUUACAUUCAUGCAAGGAUUAUAUAUUAAUAUUAUCAAUAUAAAGUGUGUUCAAUAAAGUACUGUAAGUUUAACCAGGAUUCAGUAUUCUUAUUUGCGUGCCCGGAUUAUAAGUGGAAGAAUGAAGAAGCCUUAGUCGGCAUCCUGAAAUAUCAACAUAACAUAAGUAACCAUACUACUGACAUAACCUACAGCAUAAGAAAUAAGAUCCCACGCCAUGUCAGAGUAGGUGUGUUACAGUUAGGUCAACAUUUUAUAGAGAAAUGUCUGAGCAUGACAUAUUUUUAGGACACAUUUUCUAUCUUUUCUAUUGACUUGUUUUUCCUUUUGAUCACAAGAUUAUGUUUGAAUAAAUUUUUGCUUAGAUUAAAAGUUUUAAUGUAACGAUUAAGCUUACCAUUUUUUACAUUGUUUUCAACAGGUCAUUUUCUUAUGAUAACAACUUUCAAUACCAAGAUUCACCAAUUCCUGAGGACGUUAUUGUUAUUUUAGAUAGCGCAGGGAGACUGGUGCGGAAAUUUGGUGCAGGCCAGUAAGUGGUGCUUUUAUGGUGUUUACUUUAUAAUCAAAAGGGGGGAUCUUAGCAAAAUAUGUAAUUUGCAUAAGAAUUAACAUUUUCUAAGUUAGUCUUUUUAUAAAGAUAUGACCUUAGGUUUGAACACCAGCUCCUUGAGCCAUUGAGCCCUUGUGUAAUAAAAAAAAAUAUGAUAACAUAAAAUAAGAUAAGAUUCUUAUAUACUGAUCCAAAUAAAUGGAAAAUGUGUUUUGAUUAUGUUGUUCAUGUGUAUUUUUAGUAUAUGGAUAAACAGUCUGAUUAAAGUAAUUUUUUUAACUAGUUCAAUUUAAAUGUAAGACAUUUUUAAUAAUUUAUCAAAUGCAAAAAUGAGCCAUUAUAUGUUGUAAAACCUCAUUUUAAGAGUGGUUUUAAGAUUUUCAAACAAAGAAAUUCAGUAGCAGCAGCACAGUUUGCCACAUGUAUUUAAUCAUCUUCAAAACUAAGAUUGGCACUAACUACUACCGAUAAUUUUUUACUCACUCAGCGAUGGAACAAAUGUUUGAUACACAUAACGCAUAUAUGUGAAGCUUUCGUUAAACUUUGUUUAAAAAAAUGUGGUGCCAAAUAUCUGUAAUUUUGUUUUCCAAUGACAGGUAUUUCAUGCCUCAUGGCAUUGAAGUUGAUAAUCAAGGCAAUCUGUGGCUUACAGAUGUUGCACUUCAUCAGGUAACAGUUUAGAAAACUAGGUCUAGUACAUUUUUAAAAAAUUAUAAUGGGAUUAAUUUAAUAAUUUAAACAAAUAUAUAUUAUUUUUGUAGAUGUAUUUAAGUGUAAGAAGAAUGAAAAUGUAAAACUAUUUCUUUUAUAAAUGCUUAGGUUUUUAAAAUACCAGCGGGUGAAACCAAACCAACUCUGACUCUGGGUCACAGAUUCCAGCAUAGUGAAAACCUGACCUGUUUCUGUAAGCCCACAGAUGUGGCUGUUGUUUCCAACGGGGAUUUCUUUGUAUCUGAUGGGUAGGUCCAUGCAUUUAAUCCUGGAUAUUACAUAUAGUGCCCAAAAUCUAUUUAAAAUAUUUACAGAUAUGCAAGCAUACUAAUAAAAAAAAUAAUUGAAUAUUUAGGAAUGUACCAACUUGGACAUAUAAUUUUAGUAUUUAAAAAGUACUGUACACAAGAGUGUUCCAUUUUGAAGACUAAAAUACUAACGCACCAAUAUUUUUUUCUCAAUUUAAAUAAUAACUCUUACUGUUAAUUCUUAGUAUAACUAUUUCUUUUUUUUUUUUUUUUUUUUUAUUGAUUGUUUUGCACCUUUAUUUUUUUUUUUUGGUUUACCGGGUACCUGUUUUUCAACUUAGGUAGUAUGUCAUUUUGAUAAUUUUUUAAUCUGUAAUUUUUUAUAUUUUUUUCUCAAUUUAAAUAAUAACUCUUACUGUUAAUUCUUAGUAUAACUAUUUCUUUUUUUUUUUUUUUUUUUUAUUGAUUGUAUUGCACCUGUAAUUUUAUUUUUUGGGAUACCGGGUACCUGUUAUUCAACUUAGGUAGUAUGUCAGUUUGAUAAUUUUUUAAUCUGUAAUUUUUUUUAAAACAGAUACUGCAACAGUAGAGUAUUAAAAUUCUCAAAAGAUGGUCAGCUCCUCAAGGCAUUUGGACAGAGAAAUUUAGGUUUUUGUGAGUGAUCUUUGCGAACCUUUAACGUUUCCUUUGACUUAAAAGGAAAUUUUUUUUUUUAAAUUGCAAGACAAUAGCAGUUCUGUACAAUUUUGAAAAACUGCUGGAAACAAAAAUGAACUGAAGCUGUGCUCUUUAUAAAUAAUUUUUAAAUCUAUUUUCACAUCUUUUUAAAGGUAGCAAUAUAAAUUUUGAAUUAAUCGGUAAUGUAUAGGACAAAAUUUUAUUUUAAAAUAAUGCUCUCAGAUAUCAAUCUUGUAUCCCUAUUUAAAUUACAGCCUAGUUGGUUUUUUUCAAUAAUGUCUUAAAUCAUUUUUUUUUAAAUUAAUCAAAAAUUAUUUAUCCGUGUCCAGCACCAGCGCCCCCUGUGGGUGUGUUUGACAUCCCUCACAGCAUUACUGUGUCAGAAGAGAAUAAUCUGGUCUGUGUAGCAGACAGAGAGAAUGGACGUGUGCAGUGCUUUGAUCUGGAUGGAAACUUUAAACACAUGAUUAAACACCUGCAGUUCGGCCCUCGCCUGUUUGCCAUCGAGCAGUGCCCAGAACAUGGUCAGCUUUUAGUUUUAAAAAAAAAUAACGUAACUAUUUCAUCUGCUCUUGGUAUAUUUAGUUGUGUAUUUCUGGUUUGGGGAUGGGUUGAGGUGGCAUGUGUGUGUCAGUCAGUGGUAAGAUAAAGUUUUGAAUCCACUGUCAAGAGUGUCCACACAGUGGAGAUCAUAUGUCUAUAAAGAGCCAACCAUUACUGAACAUAUGUUUUUUGUUGUAGGGGGUAUUCUAUAUGCUGUUAAUGGCCCUGCCUAUGAUGGGCCAUCUGACUUCUCAGUUCAAGGCUUCACAAUGGACAUCAAUACUGGUGAUUUGUUGGAGAUGUGGAAUGUGCCUGAGGUAAAGACAUUAGCAGUUAUGUUGUCUUAUUACAUUGUUCACAAGCUGAUGGAUUCUUCUAAUAAAAUUUAGAGAUGUCCUUACAACGAAGACUGGGUCUAGCCUCGUGAACUUGAAUGUAAAAAAUGAACAGGCGGGUAUCCCCUCAUCAGUGUUGACCUAAAAACUGAUUCACAAAGAGCAAUUAUGUUUUCAUCAAUAGGACAUAAAAAUAAAUAAUGCCAACAAAUGUUGUUUUAAAAAGUAUCCAAUUUAAAAGGAAUCAAAAAAGUUUAAAAGGAAUCCACAUUUUGACAUAAUUCUUCCCUCCAGCAUCUGAAGAACCCCCAUGAUGUCUGUGUGCACCCAGCCAGUCACUCAGUCUACAUUGGUGAGCUGAAUCCUACAGCAGUCUGGAAGUUGUCUAGAUUAUCUCCUGCGCAACCUGUGAGACCAGUUGUUAUACAGGGUGAGUUGUCCAUAUUAUCUCCUGCCCAACCAAUGAGACCAGCUGUUAUAUAGGGUGAGUUGUCUAGAUUAUCUCCUGGCCAACCAAUGAGACCUGUUGUUAUACAGGAUGAAUUGUCUAGAUUAUCUCCUGCCUAACCAAUGAGACCAGCUGUCAUACAGGGUGAGUUAUCUGGGACUGAGCUUCUCAAAGUGUGAGAUUUAGUUGUUUUCUGAGUUCUUUAAUUGAUCUUCAUUGACCUAAGUACAAUAUUCAUAAACGACGAUUUUUUUUCUUCAAACUUUCAGCUUCAGUUUAAAAACUAUCUCUAGAUGCAUGGUUUUUUAAAGCAGCCAUAGUCAGCACCUUGUUAAUUAUUGCUUAGUUUUGCUGAAUCUCUGUCUUCCAUCGCAUAAUCAUUUUGAUAUUUAUUGUAUUUUUUUCUUCAAAUAUUUCAGAGGAAAGUACACAAGCCCACUCUGGAGAAGCCAAGUUGUCUUCAGACAUAAUAAGUAACUUAGGUGUUAAUAGCACAUAUUCAGAUGGAAGUUCAGAUAGCAGCAGUGAUUUCACACCUUCAGUCAUCAUUGGCAUCCUGCUGGUCAUCCCCGUUAUCCUGCUGCUGGUCAUCACUCUCCUGGUCAGGGCCCAUCAUUCAGGUGAGAAAGAGUUUUAUAACUCUUUUAAUAAAAGGCAGGGAACAUAAUUUAUUCACUCCUGUUAGUUGUAGAGAUUUUGAGGUGUGACUUCCAGGAUAAAUAUUUGUUGUUAUGAUAGCUGCAACGAAAAAGUGAAAAUAAUAAGUUUAAAUAACAUUAUGUAGUAUGCAUACAAAAAAAAUAAAGAUUGCACUCCUAAAGAAGGACAAAUUCGUAGAUAAUUGUGGGUUGUUUUUUUUUAUUUUUAAAUUAUUAUUUAAAACCAUCUGAAUACUAGCUGCAAUGGGAAAUAAAGAAACUCCAUAUUUAUUUUAAGAAAAACUUUUCAAGUGUUUAUUUGAAAGUCUUGGGGAGGUUUAGAAGACAUUAAAUGUACUAUUAUAAAAAUAAAAGACAUUUGAAAUGGUUACAGUGGCCAUUAAAACUCAGAUGACUGUGUUUCUACUUAUUUUUUGUGUUUAAAAAAAAAAUGAUAAUUAAAGUAAAAGAAGACUCUUAUUUUUGCUUUUGUAAAUACAAUCUUAAAAAUAUUCUUUUUACAAUCUGCUGCUUCUGGACACACAAAAAAUGCACAUUGACUUUUCAUAAAAUUUCCACAUGAUUUUUGAAUGAAUAGUAUCCUUAAAGGAAAAAAUCAAUCAACUAAUUGUAAUUUACCCACAUUUACAGGAAAGUUGAAAUGCUAUGGACAUGGAAACAAGCCCAGGGUGUUUAAUCUCCAGGGAAUUAUGGGCAACUCGCACAAAGGAUUUGACCCACUGAGCACAGAAGAAAGUGAUCACGAGGGUGACCCUGAUGAUUCAGAUCACAAAGAAUAUUUAGCACCAAAGAGAAUCAAAAGCAAAGCAUAAAAAUAACCUUCGCAUAAAAAUAUUUUUCUCUAAAUAUUUGUUUUUAAAAUCAAAAUUUAUAUUCCCCAAUUGUGAACUCUGCAGAUAAUUUGAAAUUGUCAGUAAUAUUUCCAAGCCCAAUCUUGUAAAACAUAUUUUUAAGCUUUGGGUUUUAUUACAUUUGUUGAUAUAGUUGUGAUCUGCUAAAGCCUGUGUUACGUGAUUGAUUAUGAUAUAUACACUUUCUUACUUGAUGGUUUAACUUUUUCUAAAUGACUAAACUAAAAUGAAAUAAACAGGGUAAUGCAGCUUUAAGCUCUCUACACAAACUUGAAACCAUCUGUUUAUCCAGUUUCUUACUGCAGUUGCUGAGAAAAUCUGAGCACUGUAUUGUUUGAAACAGUUAGACUCAUAGAAAGAUGAGUCCAGUGUUUAUGCCAAGCUAUCUCAGACAUUUUACUGUAGCCAAGAGUACAGUUAAUUGUGCUGUUAUUUUUGUUACAGAAAUAUUGGUCUACGAUUAACAUUGGGAAUCAACACAAAGGAAUUAUUUUCAAAAUGGUUGUGGUAAACAAAACAUUCCUUGUAAUUUUUUUUUUUUAAUGGAACAAAAAAAAAAAAAAAAAAUUCCUUGUAAUUUUUUUUUUUUAAUGGAACAAAAAAAAAAAAAAAAAAGUCUGGAAUAUUUAUCAUUUUACUUGACUUUUAAUUUGUUUGUCAAAUAAAAUUAUGAUGGUUAUAAAUAAAGGUAUGACCUUUCAUGAUGUAUAAUGCAUCACUAUGAAAUAAGGCACUGUCCAAACACUGUGGACCGUUUGACUUUCAGGGUGUGAAAAAAAACAAUCCCCAAGGUUUUAUUUGCCACUUAAUCCUGACUAUCAAUAGGACAUGAGGUAUUCUAUUUAAGGCUUGGUAAAUCCCCAACUCAAGGGGAAAAAACUUUUGUUGCCAUAUUAAUAUUUCAGCUAAAAACACUCAUGUGAAAAAAAAUAUAUUUAUAUUUUACCCCCAAAAACACCAGUUAUUUCCUAGUGUAGGUAAAAAAAAAAAUUGUUACCAUAUUUAUUGACACUUAAUACUUCUUUUUUUGCUCUACUUCUAUCCAGUGCCAGAUGAAACCUGCACAGCCCUUAGGUGGUCCAAAGCCCUUAGGUGGUCCAAAGCCCUUAGGUGGUCCAAAGCCCUUAGGUGGUCCAAAGCUCUUAGGUGGUCCAAAGCCCUUAGGUGGUCCAAAUUUUGGGAGCCUUCCUCGCUAAUUAACUUUUUAAUAUUAGUUUCCUCAGUCAAAAUCAACCAUGAGCAUCUUAAUCUUUGUAUAUGCUGAUUGUGAACUUUGCUUUGGGUGCGCAGAUGGCCGAUGAGACCAUUGUUGGCACUUUUCAAUAUAUCCUUCGAUUUUGUUGCAAGUCAACCUUGUGUAAAGUAUGACCACUGACUUAUGAAAAAUCUCUUUGAAGUUUUUGUUUCACACUUUCUGGUUAGUUAUUCACUGACACAAUUAGAAAGAAGCACAGCUUCUUCACUUUCUCUGAUUCUUCAAUCCUUCCAAGUAAGGACAUAUAAUAAUUAUCACAUCAGACUACUGUAAAUUGGAAAUGGUUAAUUCGCCAGUAGUGUUUGUGAUCAUUAGACACCUAUACAUUUUUAAUUCUAUCACGACAUUUGGGAACCAUGUUUGCGCCAUAUUUAAAAAAAAUAAGUUUGCAUGAAUUGAUUACAAUGCAGUUUCACAAGAUGCUUCUAACUUUGAAAUGAAAUUCUUGAAAUGUAUCAUUACUUCUACUAACUCCAACUCAAUAUCCUCAGAAUAAUAAUCUCCUAAAUCUUUGGAUGGCUUCUUUAAUUUUAAUAUCUUUCUUGGAUACUUUGAGGAAACCAAAUAGAAAAUGAACUGUGCUUUACACUUCUACCUGCCAUAAAAAAAACUCUUCGCCCAAUAUUUCUAUAUUUCAGGCAGGUUUCAGUCUUGAACUUUUCUAUUCCUCAAAACACGACCUAUUCUGUAUCACCACCUUUGAAAUGUCCUUUUCAUGCCUGCUUUCAACACUGUGUUACUCAUGGAUAUCUUUAUUUGCCUUCCUCUCGUUAUUAAACAUUUCUCUUGUGAUCUUAACAAAAUGGAACAUUGAUGUAAAGAUAUUGUUUUAAAUUGUAUUGAUUUGCUGACUCCAUUGAUCCGGUCAAGGAUUACAGCCCAGAAACUUGUCAUGAUGAUACAUUCCUUUUUUUUGAUAGCACAUUUUGCAGAUAUUUGGCUUCAUGAAUUGUCUCUAGCUUCUGAUUGACAUCUUCAGCAUUGACCUGCAAAGCCUUGAGCAAUCUGCUCUAGCCAUGGGAUAGUUUCUUGCACAGACUUGUGUCAGCAGUCUCUAUAGUCAUUGCUCUAUUGGGAUAAUGGUAACAAUCAACUAAGUAGUGUGGACAUCAGCCACUAGAUGGAGUAUGGAGAUAUCCGAGAUGCCCAUCUUUACUGUACAUUACAUCAAUGCACGAACGUUCUAGAUCACAUCUAUUUUUUUGUUUAAAGAUUUGGAUACGUUGUGGAGGGCCCCUACUAAUAAGGGUUGGGGCCUAUCCAUAAUAACAUACUUUGCUUUUUGGGUAAUCUGGCCCUGUAAUCUGGCACUUUUUCUACCCCUGAUAAUUAACCAUGUUGUCACUUAAUAUUCUAAUUCUACUUACCAGAGCAAUACAACUGCAAUGGUGGAUUCAAAUUAUUUGCAUUCUUCUUUUUUUGAAACUCUUUACAUUUAAAUAAUCAAAACAUCUCCCUGUAAAAGCAAUAAGACCCUCAUCUUCCACUUAAGUAAAAGUCCUUUGCUUUACAUUCAGCUGGCUGUUCUGUUUAUAAAAAAUGCAGAAGAAAUUAGCAUAGCAUGAUAUGAUUUCUAAUAGAUGAUAAUUGUGUCGUUUAUUUUGAAACUAUUAUUCAGUUUUCCUUAAUUGUCAACCCAGUUUUCUCCCAAUGCCCGUAUCUUUUGUUUUCAUUAAGAUCUGCUGUUUUUUAACAAUGAUUAGGCAUAAAUGCCCUGACUUCAAUUAUAUGUUGACGGGUUGAAUGCAUAGCUUUAUUUAGAGUGUUUUUUUAAAGGAAUGGCAAGAUUUCAAUUACUUUAUCCACCAAAUGAUUUUAGAGGCAUCACGUUACACCAAAAUAUUAAUUUAAAUUAGAUUUAUUUUAAGAAACGUUUGAGUUUGAAAAAGCUAAAUUAUCGGCAUUAGCAUUUACUCAUUGUUAAAACAUAUAUCAAAUUUCUUUCAUUGGAUCAAAGAUCAUCACCUUGCAGCUACGAGCACUACAUUUACUUUAUAACACCAUAGUAGCAUUAAAAUAAAUGUUAUUUAACUUUUUAUGUUAUAACAAUAUGUGUAUACUAAAAAUGAUGAGGAGGCAACCCUCCUGUUUAGAGUUGUCACAUUUCAGUUAUAUUUUCAGCUCACAUUUCUAAGAUAAACAUAUCACUGCUUGCGAACAGCAAGAAAAUAUACAAAAUAAAUAUAGUCCAGGUAUUUUUCUUGCUGCCAUUCUCCUCACACCACUUUUUUUUUUUUUUUUAAAUGGCUGCAUUUUAACAUUUUAUAUCCACCAAGCAACUUAAGUACAAAAAUAACUUCAAUCAACUUUUCUUUUCCCCCUGUUUCAUUGAAAAAUAUGGUGUUGUUAACUCAAUAACUUUUUCAACAUGGACCAAAUUUAUUUCGCUUUAAUACAAUUAAAUUUUUUUUUUUCUUGCUGCCAUUCUCCUCACUCCUCUUUUUUUUUUUUUUUAAAUGGCUGCAUUUUAACAUUUUAUAUCCACCAAGCAACUUAAGUACAAAAAUAACUUCAAUCAACUUUUCUUUUCCCCCUGUUGCAGUGAAAAAUAAGGUGAUGUUAACUCAAUAACUUUUUCAACAUGGACCAAAUUUAUUUCGCUUUAAUUCCAUUAAAUUUUUUCUAUUCAUUUUUUUAUUUUAUUUUAUUUACAGAAUUGCUAUAUAUCAUUUUUAAAAACCUGAAAAUUUAACAAAAAUAGACAAAAAAGCAAGCUAUUGUCAUUUUAAAUUUGUGAUUUUCCAUUUAGCAAAAUUUUAAAUAUGUCACAACGUCACGUCCUGCAACAAAGGUAAAUUUUUCAUGCUGUGUGGAUAUAAUGUGUUUAACACUUUGAAAAAUCCUCCUUGUAGAGAGAUUGCAUAAUCAUGACAUCGGAGGUGUUGGUGUUCUUUUUAAUUGUAUUUUUUUAAACUGUACUCAUGUUUUUGUUGUGGACUCAAGAAAUGCCCGAUAAGAUCACAGGGAAAGUAAAUCUUUUAAACAUGAUUUUCCAAAAAGAAAUUUCCGAUAUGAUUUCUUGAGUCCAAUGAUAAUUUAAACUAGUCACGCGGCUUGUUAACCCAAUGGAAUAUCGAAAUUGUUUACUCCUUUACUUAAAAGUGCUACAUAAUUCAUUUAAUUGUAGCACCCAACCCAAUCAAAUGUCAGUUAUUUAUUUUUUAACUGUAGAGUUUUGAUCACUUAAAUGAAUGUUUCAGCAUUGUCAGGUGUUAAUAUUGUUUUGUGAUGCAUGUAUUUUUUAAGUCAGUCCUUACACAUGUACAUCUCAUCUUCAUGUUUGCGUAUACCGGUUACUUUAUCAUGAACAAUGUAAUAUAUUCAUCAAAACUGACAUUCUUUUUUAUCUCUCAACUCAAAUGACAUGACACUAACAUUAACAACACAACUAUUACCAGGUUGUUUUUUUUCUAUUUCAUUUGUUUCCAACCGAUGUGACUGUUUUAAGUUCAGUACGAAUAAAGAGUUGAUUAAUCAUUUUAAAUUAUAAAAUCUAGUACGUGGUUGGAUAAUCCAUUUCAGCAAGUGGGACCAGGAUCCCUGAGGCACAAGGGGCCCUUAACUCAGGUAUGAGGAGCCUCCUGAAAUUAUUGUUAUGCUUUUCACAAGCAAUUAUUGUUAAAAGUGCUGUAUCCUUUAUUGAACUUCAGUACAGCUGGACCAGCAGUAGGUUUUACAGACUGGCAUAUUUCGUGUUACUUUUGUUUUGUUGUUUUGAUAUUUGGACAUUAACAGUAAUAAAGACAUCCUUAGCUUACUGUUUCCAUAAUGAGCUACAGGUUCCUGAGUUGGCUGUGCCCAGGGCCCCCAAAGUCAUAAUCCGGCCAUGUAGUGGAUGGAGAUGGAUUCUGGACAACCACGUCGGGACACUAUAUAACAAUUAAAACUACAUGACAACAUAAUAUACGGUAGCUUUCCAUGACUGAAAUAUUUUGACCAAACAAAAAUCUUUGAAUGACUUAGUUACUUGCUGUGUCAUGUCCCUUAUACACAACUAGCUCUGUGUUUAUGUGUGUCUUGUGUACAUGGUCUGUGCAGUACGUCAUGGGUAUCUAGGGAUCAAGAAAUAAACCUUCUAAAAAUAAAACCAA